AGGCGGGCGGAGGGUGACGCUGCGGAGACGGAGGCCGCGGAUCAGUCUCUGCCGCUGCCUCGCUGGGCCGACUGGGAAGCAGGAGUCCGCCGCCGCCGCCGUCGCCGCCAGCGAGGGAGAGAGGGAGCUGCGGGAGAGCGCGAGGGUUCGGGCCCCGCGGAGGCAGCUGCCUCGGCCUCUCCGGUCGCUGCCUCGGCCGCCGCCGCCGCCGCCGCCUCCUCCUCUCCCCCGUCCCCGCCAACAUGGCCGCGGCGGCGUCCUCCUGAGGCGACUCCGCCUGGCGCCCGCCGGGGCCUCCGCCUCCGCCUCCUCCUGCGCCCACCUCCUUCGCCGCCGCCGCCGCCGCCGAGCCGCUGCUGCUUCCCCGCGGAGGGCGCGGGUCAUGGGCUGCUGCGCCGCCGCCGGCGGAGGAGGAGGAGCAGCAGCAGCACCCGCCGACGGAGCCGGGCAGGCCGCGAGGAGCAGCAGCCGCAGGGCGACCGCCGCCGCCGCCUGGCCGAUGGCUCCUUCACGCCGCUAGCCCGGAAGGCGAGAGCGCGAGGAGCGCGGAGAAGAGCCGAGGUGGGCCGCGGAAGGGACGCGACACAAGCGGGGAAGCUCCGUGGAGGGUGCGGGGCGGGGGGCAGGAUGGGGCUGAGGCUGAGCGGGGGGGGGCGGGAAAAUAGAGGCCUCAGAGUGGAAAAUCUGACAGCUGAGUGAGUGCGGGGGGGGGUGCCCUUUCCCUCGUCUUCCUCCUCCUCCCCCCGCGAUAGACCCGGGGCUCCAAAGUAGAGGCAGCUGGCGGCUGAGAAGAAAGAGUGAGGUAUAGGAGCGGACCUAGAGGGAAGAAAUCUGGGGAUUGGUUGGGGCGGAAGGGUGUAGGGGAGAGAGGUGGCUUUAAAACGGAGUGUGUGUGUUUGUGGUGAAUUGCUUCACCUCCACCUGGCACCAGUAGUCUAGGGGGAGAGCCAAAGAAGGGGCUGGAGGAUGGUGGCGGGUCAGCAAAGGAGUGUGUUGAGGUCCGCAGAGCUGGCGAAGGUGCAGCUGAAGGUGUUUUAAUGCUCUGCUUCCUUCCCCUACCCUCCACCCAAAGGCUCCGUUGCAGCUGAAGCAGUAAUAGCAGAGGCGGUGGUUACCCGGCAGCAGGAGGAGAGGCCUCUGCAAGGAGGAGAGGAGAGACCAAAGGAAGGGUUGAGAUCACCAUGGCCCACUCCCCCGUCGCCAUGCAGGUGCCUGGUAUGCAGGUGAGAGAGGGCUGUGGUGAAAAGCAUGCUGGGUGGGGGAGGGUGGGUUACACUGGGGCAGUUGCUGCAUCCCAGGUUCUGACUUGCCUUUUGCCGUUAGUACUCUUAGGUGUCGCUAAUGUGCUUUCAGCCUGACCAUUGAGCAAAUCUGCAAGAAGUCCAAGAGUGACAUGGCAGAGGGGGGAGCGUAUAUAUUUUUGAGGGCGAUUUUGGGAAAAGUCUCAGUGGGGAUGUUCUUUCAGUCCAGGAGCACUUGAGAGGUGACUCUACGUUUUUACCACUUUUCAUUCUUGUUAAACCACUUAGAAGCUUUACCAAGUGGUAUAUUGUUGUUGUUUAGUCAUUUAGUCGUGUCUGACUCUUCGUGACCCCAUGGACCGGAGCACGCCAGGCACUCCUGUCUUCUACUGCCUCCCGCAGUUUGGCCAAAUAUAUACAUGUUAUUAAAUAAGAAAGGUAUGGUAUAUACAUUUUAUUAAAUAAAUUCCAACAGGCUCUGCCUACAUCAUGAUGACUGUAGAGCUCUGUAUACACACAGUGGACCCUCUGGAUAGGGAUUUAAUUAGUUCCAGAGGUCUGUGCGUACCCCGAAAAAUCCAUAACCAGCGGCGCCGCUUCUGCGCACAUGCAUAGCGUGAUAGAGUGCUUCUGUGCAUGCACAAGUGGUGAAACCCAGAAAAAUACUUCCGGGUUUGCCGCUUUCGCAACCCAAAGAUUAUGUAUCCAGAGAGGUACGUAACCCAAGGGUCCACUAUAUAUAAAUAAAAUUGAUUUUUAAACAAAUACAAUAAGUAUUAAACACUUAUCCAUCAGUACAUCUAAUGGUGUUUGUUCUAGACAUACACUUGCACAUUCAACAUUCACUAUCAUUGUUGAAGGGAGAAGAGGUUUGGGAUGUGAAGAGCAAGCUGUUACUUCUUUGUGGCAUGCUUUUGUUUCAUGCUUGAAACAUGCAGAAACAUCUGAGGAGUUGCUGUUGGCCAUGGAACAUCUCUGUCAGCAGCCUUAAACUGCUGCUGAGCUGCUCCUGCCAAAUUCACGCUUAAGCUUGUUUGCACCAAGCACUGGCCAACCCCAGAAUGUUUCAGUAGAGUUACUAGCACCUUAUCUUGCAGCAACUGACCCCAUCUUGUUCUUUUACUCACUUUCCCUAGUGGAGGAAGUAAAGCUGUGCUUUGUUUUGGACUUUUUAAGUGCCAUGUCUUGUUGUGAGCACUGAAAUAGAUUAUAAAAUAGUUACACUUUUACUAAUGCUAAGGUAGGAUUUAUGUGGCCAGCUCACUGCUGCAUGCACCACCUCUGAUCAUGAAAAAGUGUUUUGAUAGUCUUAUUGAACAUUAAGCAUUAUUUGGUCUCUAUUGCUAGAUAGACUCCCAGUUAAGGAACCAGGAAUUUGGGGAGGGGGUGCUAAUAUGGAAGUUGUGCAUUCCAUAAUGUGCACUCAAUAAUGGGAACAUUACAACUGGGUCAAGAUUUAUACCUGUAAGUAAUACUUGUCUGUCCGUGGUGCUUGCAUGAAUUUAAAUAAAGGAAGUACUUUUUGUCAUUUUGUUGUCACAGACGAAUGCAGCUAGUAUUCUGGAACUGUAUACGUGUGGAUGGAUGUGCUUGAGUGUGAUGCAUUUCCCACUAGUUAUUUGCUAAUCUGUUGGGUGUUUGUGUAAUGCCACUAAACCCAUCAAAAGGACCUGUGGUUUUUUUAAAACAACAAGGGUGCUCUGGUAGGACCAGUAGGUUUUAUUGCUUUGGGUUCCCUUUUGUUGACCAGUUUUAUCUCUUUACAUUCUUUAUGGAUCAAAAGAUUCUGAUUCCUUUGCGCUCUUUUAUCAUCUAAAUCUAGCAUAUCUCAAAAGGUCAAUGAACCCUCCAAUUACUUUCAUUCUUCUCUAAUUCCAUCAUAUGCAUCAAGGAGCUGGCCACUAUAAAUUAAUCUAAAAAAAAAAAAAUCACAUGAGCUCCUUGGAAGGUGGCUAGAAACUGACACAGCUCGAAGAUCUUGCUCUAGAUUUUGGUACUUUGGCAAGGUAAUUGGUUUCUAACCUACUAUAAAAUUGAUUACUGCCCAACAAUUUCUGACUUGCCCACAAAUCCAUAAUUUCAGAACUUUAGUGUUUCCAAUUGUUUUAACCAUUUAAUGUCGUGUCUCAGUUUUGUCAUAGUUAGAUCCAUCUUCUUUACAUGUCUUGUUUUAAAAGAAUAGUGUGUGUGUGUGUGUGUGUGUGUGUGUGAGAGAGAGAGAGAGAGAGAGAGAGAGAGAGAGAGAGAGAGGGAGGGGUGGGGGAGUGGGAUUUUUUAAUCUUCCUUCAUAAACCACCCAGUAUCGCUUAGAUACAACUUUAACUGUAUAUGGUAACUAUUUUUUACUGAACCAGUAUAUUAGGUAGCAUUUCAAAUUGUAAGUCAGGAACGGAUGUAGCUCAGUAAUAGAGCACCUGCCUCACGUACAAAAGUUUCCUAGUUCAUUCGCUAGCAGACAGGGGAGUGGGGCUUACCUGACCUUGCAGGUGGGUUGCUGCUGGUUCCUGGGAGGGACAAAGCAGCGGGUAGUUUGGCUAUGUACAAGCACACCAGCAGAGCCAAAUAAGAUGCUCUUUCCAGUACAUUUAGGCAGUUCUAACCUCUCAACUGCUUUGCCCCUCCCACUCUUCCCCACAGUAAACAGAGAUAGCCUACCUGCCAGAAGGUCAAGUAAGCAAGCACUGGUGGCCCACACCACCAUAUGCUACUGGGUUCAGUCUGUGGUGCUUCCAGGUAGAGAAAUCUAUUAGAUGAACUAGUCAGCAUUCAUAAUAUUGCAGAUUGACCCUUGGUCUGAUGUAGUAUAAAGUAACAUCCUCUGUUCCUGUGACAUUAGAUUUCAUGGUAAGGCUGCAACCCUCUACCCAAUUUCCUGGAAGUCAGUCUUACUGAACUUUAGUGGAUUUAACUUUUGAGUAGACACAUAUAGGAUUGUGUUGUAAGUUUUAUGUUAAAAAGAUGAGCAGUUAGUAAUCCAUAAGCUUGAAAGUUUGCAAGUUAGUGUAUAUUUGGGUACAGUGGACCAAAGUUGUCUUGAGUCUGGAGUUAUUAGUUGUUAAUGAUAUAAUUAUACCUUUUUGCUUUCUCUAGUUUAAUGUUCAGUCUGUUUUAACUAUUUCAGACUUCCUUGCUUUGCCUAUAUCUCAAAGAUUACAGUGGGACACAAUGGGCUCCUUGAGAUGUAAUACCAAACCAUAGUUUUUGGGGGGGCAGAAAUGGCGACUAGCCAUUCUGUUUUUGCACCUGUAACCCAGGUUCCAGGAGCCAUUUGGCUCAUAGCUUUUUUUAAAAAAAUAUUUUAUUAAGGAUUUUCUUGUUUUGCAGAAGUAAGUGUAAUGCCUCGUUUUGUUUUGUUUUCCCAUGUAACAUUUUUACAAAUCCGUUUCAUUUGUUGAGGCAUUAGGGGGAAAAGAAGAAAGGGGGGAAAAGGAAGGAAAAAGAAAGGGGGGUGGAGGGAGGGGAGAUGGAUGGGGGUGGGGUCGGGUGGCAAUGUUUCUAUUAUGCUUAAUGUAUGUAGAGUUUGGUGUCAGCGUUGCUUGUGUUGUUCACUUGUGUUCCUUUGGUGGUGAGAGAGGUUGGGAUUGACCUAGGGUGUGAUUGUUUGUUUGUCAUUGGCUGUGGUGAUCUUUGUUUUCGUGUGUGAGUGAGGUGGGUGGGUGUUUUGGAUCAGGUUAGCCAUAUUGAUUUGUAUGGUGUUGGUGGAUUAUUGUGGCUCAUAGCUUUCAUAUAUGAGUUUCUAACAUUGGGCCAGACAUAAAAGAAGACAGGGUAAACCCUUUGUUCAGUAGGCUAAAUUUCAGCCAUACAAAAACCAUCUUUCUGUCCAGGCAAACAAAGUAUUAUCAUAGUUGAAGAACACAUUUCAACCAUAUUAAAAGAGUAGAAAGGGGCACAAAGCAGAACUGGUGAGGGAUGUGGCCUGGGGAGGGUUCCUGAGGUCUGGGUAAAGAGGUCUGGUGUGUUCUCCACCCCUGUUGUAGACACCUAGCUUUGUGGUGACUGUAGAAACUAUCCAGUACUUUUUGAUACCCAAAACAUACCUUUAUUUAAUGAAUGCUGUUCAAGUGACUUGAAAUCAGAUUUAUUGGCUUCAUCCAUGGUUCUUGCCACAAUUUGCUUUCCACAGACUUAUUAUGGCAGUACUUCCAUGAAGAAUAGAAUUAUACAACCCAUCUCACCUUGCUUCACCCACAGUCUAAUAAAAGCCAAAUGCUUGUUGAUUUUCUGUGCUAAAAUGUGGAUCUUGGAAGCUGCCUUUCACAGUUCUAUGUUUAAAGCAUAGGUCUAUACUCGCAGAAUGUAUUUGGUAGCUAUGCAUGGGGAGUUUUAAGUGACGAAGGAUCUUGGUGCUGCGUAUACUGUAAGAGAAUCUGCCUUCCUGGAUGGGGCCCAGAGGAAUCAUUCAGCUGUUGAAACAAAUACUUUUGUAGUUGUUGCUGAAUUCUUCUGUGAAUUCUGUGAUAAGGGGCACAGUGAUCCUUCAGCUGAUCCUGUUGUGAUUCUGGUUUUUUUACAUGGUUUGCUCAUGUUGGGACAGGGUGAUCUUUGAAACUUUUCUACCAAUAUCAUUAAGAUUAAACUUCGUUGCAGACCUUGAAUUUCCAAGUUUCGUGCAGUCCUCUUCUUCCCUUCUCCCACUCCCAAUAUCUAAGAACAUUUCAGAGACUUUAAUAGGUGACAGCUUGCAACUUUUUCAUGGUAUGUUCUUCAUCCAACAUGCAGCAACAUGUUCCACAACCUUGGUGCAGCCGCUGAUAAUUUCAGUUUCUAAUGUUGUAGGUAGAAGAUUAGAAAUUGAAAUGAUCAGUGGCUGCACCAAGGCUGUGGAACAUGUUGCUGCAUGAUGGAUGAUUACCAGUUGGUAAAAGACUUUUUAAUAAUUCUGACAAGGUUUUUGCCUGCUAAGUAUCUGUGGUCUUUGUCUUGCCUGCCUAGCAAAGUGCUUCAUUGUAUGGCAAAAGCUUUUGGCAGGGUGCAUACAAGCCUUUCAAUGGAAAUAAUUCGUUAAUUUAGGUGCAGCCAUGGAGAAGGCACUUUCACUCAGCCCCAGCAGCUGAACGUACACCAUAGUUGGGACCUAGAUAAGAGUUUCUCCAUCACAUCUUUGGUAGUAGGUUGGCUGCAUGGGAGAAGCUGGUCCCUAAGGUAUCUUGGACCUAAGUCAAGGUCCACAGAGAUGCUUUAAAAAACUCCAAUUUAAAGUACAACUUAAAAUGUCAUGGUAAGAUUAAAACCAGCAGGAACAAAAAUGGAAACAACAGAUAAUGUUUCUUCCCUCCUUGGUUAUAAUACGCUACUACCACCCUCUACAGCUCUUCAAACCUCAGUUCCUAGUUUUAGAGGAAGGUAUGGGUUUUCUCAGCAGUAGCUAAAUAUACAUUCUUACCAUACGUGACGUUUUUCUCAAAUUAUUCCCCUGUGUAGAAUGUUAAAUUAUAAGCUCUUCUAGGCAGAGACUUCUCUGCUUGCAUUGGUGCUUGUGUGUGUGCGCGCACACACACACACACACACACACACACACACAUAUGCAUAGAGGGACGUGGGUUGCGCUGUGGUCUAAACCACUGAGCCUCUUGGGCUUGCUGAUUGGAAGGUCGGUGGUUCAAAUCAGCAUGACGGGGGAAGCUCCCAUUGCUCUAUCCCAGCUUCUGCAAACCUAGCAGUUCAAAAGCACACCACUACAAGUAGAUAAAUAGGUACCCCUGCAGCGGGAAAGUAAACAGCAUUUCCGUGUGCUCUGGCUUCCGUCAUGGUGUCCUGUUGUGCCAGAAGCAGUUAAGUCAUGAUGGCCACAUGAUCCGGAAAGCUGUCUGUGGACAAAUGUCGGCUCUCUCGGCCUGAACACAGAGAUAGAUGUGCACUGCACCCCAUAGUCAAAUUUGACAGCACUUAACUGUCCAGGGGUCCUUUACCUUUACAUAUACAUUUACAUUUACAUACAAAAACCCACACACAUAAAUACAUACAUAAGAUCACUGUCCAAGUCCUGCAGGUAUUAGAAGUUGGCCAUGUGGUUAGACGUAACUAAGUUAUCUAUAUGUGACUUUGAGACUGUGGUUUUCAAACAGAGAAUGUUACUUUGGCAAAGAAUAUUUCAACAUACACAACACCCUCAACGGUUCCUCAUAAGGCUUGGUUCUCCAGACCCUUGAUCAUCUUGGGUGCCCUUCUCUGCACAUGCUCCAGCUUGUCAAAAUAAUAAUAAUAAUAAUAAUAAUAAUAAUAAUAAUAAUAAUAAUAAUAAUUUUAUUUAUACCCCACCCAUCUUGCUGAGUUUCCCCAGCCGCUCUGGGCGGCUCCCAAUCGAGUGUUAAAAACAAUACAACAUUAAAUAUUAAAAACUUCCCUAAACAAGGCUGCCUUCAGAUGUCUUUUUAAAAUAGGAUAGCUGCUUAUUUCCUUGACAUCUGAUGGGAGGGCAUUCCACAGGGCGUGCGCCACAACUGAGAAGGCCCUCUGUCUGGUUUCCUGUAACCUCACUUCUCGCAAUGAGGGAACUGCGCUGGGCAAAACGUUUAAUUAAACUGAACAGCUUAUUAAACGGUGAUGUCCAGAACUGGACACAAUUUUCCAGGUGUAGUGUGACCAAGGCAGAAUAGAGUGAUACUGUGAUGUCACUUGAUCAGGACACUAGGUAUCCCCCAUCCUUUAUUUGUUCAUUUGUCUUAAAAUUCCUGACUAGAGAUGUAAAAUUUCCAGAAAUUUUGAAGCCAAGAGAAAAAAACAUUUUUUCCCUUUUUUCCCCUGGAAAAAAUGGAAAUUUUGGAAAAAUUGAAAAAAAGUUCAGUGUGGAGUAGUUUUACAAAUUGCAUGAAACGCAGUGUAUAUAAAAGUAUUACGCUUGCAAUAAAACAGGUAACCACCCACCUUUCCCUCAAAAGCAACAAAAAAGCAAAAAACCAUCAACAUAAAAAAUAAUCAGAUUUGCACCUUAGCACCAAUAGCAAAUAAAGUUAAGAUCCAUCUCAGUAUUUAAGCUCCAUAGAAGGUCUACCCUUUGAGUAGUGCUUUAAAAAAAACAAAAAACAGAAGACACAACAUAUACAUGUAGUUUAUUCUAUCUCAUUUUCUGAACUACUGCUAUCAUUUUCCAUUUCUUCUUCCUCUUCCUCUGUCAUUUUUCUCAUGGAUUUCUAAAAAACAGCUUUGGGAAUUAAUGGAGAAAAACCUGUUCUUUCCGGGGUUUUUCCAGGCCUUGCCAUCUCUACUUGAGGUCAGCCAGGGCUAAUCGCAAGGCAAAUUUGUUGCAUGCCAGGCCCAGAAGUAACCAACAUCCAGUUAUUGAAUAACAUGUUGCACUAAGGCUCAAACUCUGUUUGAAAGGAAAAGGAGUGUGUGUGUUUUUAAAAUUGAAUUUGUUAUUAUGUAUUAUAAACUGCAUGAUGGUAAGAGAGCUUUCUAAACAGUUUACAAAAAUAUACAACAGAACAUUAAUAUGACUGAUAAAACACAGUUAAAGGCAGGUAUUUAAGAGUACAGUGGUACCUUGGGUUACGAACGUAAUUUGUUCCGGAAGUCCGUUCUUAACCUGAAACCAUUCUAAACCUGAGGCGCGCUUUCGCUAAUGGGGCCUCCCGCUGCUGCUGUGCCGCUGGAGCACGAUUUCCAUUCUCAUCCUGGGGCAAAGUUCUCAACCAGAGGUACUACUUCCGGGUUAGUUUGUAACCCGAAGUGUUUGUAAUUUGAAGCGUAUGUAACCUGUGGUACCACUGUAUUCAAAUAUGAUUAAAGUCAGCAGUGGUUAAAAGGAAGUAAAUUGCAUGCAGCUUUUACGUGUUCAGAUGGGCUGGCCCUAACGAAAAUGUUUUGAGCAGUUGCUGGAAAGAGUACAGUGAGAACACCUGCCUGGUAUCAGGCGGCAGGGAGCUCCAAAGUGUGGGUGCUGGAAGACCUGGGGAAAAAACGGAAAAAUGGGGGGUGGGGGGACAGGUUUUUUUCCCCAAAGGCAUUUUUUUCCAGGAAAAAUGGGGAGGGGGGAAUAGUGUGUGGCAUAUUCAAAGUAUAUCAAACUCCCCCACCCCCCGCAGGAAAAACCGGCUUUGGGAAAAAACGGGGGGAAACCUGGUUUCCCCCAAUUUUUCUGGGUUUUUUCCAGGCCUUUCAUUUGUUAGUUUGGUCACAUUGAAUCCUGAUUCGAUCUUCUGAAGGGGUUAUGGGAAGAACCCAUUUUUCAUCAUUAGCCUCCUUGAAUGGAGGCAAUUCUCGCCAUACAUGAGUAGCUGCAAGCAAAUUGGAAGUGAAUUUUCAUUUUUCAAACCUAAAAAUAUAUUCCUCCAUUUUCUCCCUUUGAUUUUGUGAUUAUUCUUGGGCAGGGCUGAAUUCCAGGAAAAACUUUGUAGAGUUGGCAAUAAACUUUAUGUAAUAGCACACUUCCUUUUACUUCAUAGCUGGUAGCUUAACCUAGAUAUGCAUAGAGUUAAUAGUAUUCUCUGUUUUGGUUUUAUAUAGCUGCAGAGAAUUCUUGGAUGACUUUUUUUCCUUUUAAAUGAAGGCGCAUAACACAAAACAAAUGUUUCUUCAAGGAUGGAUGUAGCAUGGAAGUGCGUGUAGCUUGAUUUCAGGAAGUGUUAACAGAUCUGGGCUUGAAUGUAGUGUUCUCUCAUAGGUAUAUUUAAGUUAGGACCAUGGAAAAUAUUUGGACACCUGUACUUGCAACUUUCACUGCAUAAUGUUGGACUUGUUUGAAGGAGCUUGAAAUAGAAUAAUUCCUGCUUAGCUUGUCCAGAACUCUAAACAAGGUGGUAUUAAAUUUAAAUCAGGUUACCCUAAGACCGUCAUGACUUCCUUCAGAGAUUCAUGGGAACUGUAAGUUUGAUGGUGUUAAGAGUUUUCUGAAGAGGUUCCCUUGCCUCUCAAAGUACUCAAGUUUCCAAAUAUUGUUGAGACUGGUUACAACAGUAUAGUGUGUGCACACAAACAGUAUGUGAACAGGACUACAGUCAUACCUCAGGUUGAAUGUGCUUCAGGUUGAGCGUUUUCAAGUUACGCUCGACGACAACCUGGAAGUAACGGAGUGCAUUACUUCCAGGUUUCGCCCCUCGCGCAUGCGCAGACGCUCAAAACGACUUCACGCGCAUGCAUGGAAGCGGCAAAACGCGACCUGCACGGUUGCGUCUUACGUUCUAUUCAGGAUGUGAACAGGGCUCCGGAACGGAUCCCGUUCACAUCCCGAGGUACCACUGUAUAUGCAUUUACUUUGAUCUUUCCAUUGUGUAUUUGCUUUGAUUUUUUUUGUGCUCUGUGGUGAGCCACAGGAGUUUUUGUGUGUGUUUGACUUAGUUCCCUUCCAUGGAACCUGCGUUCCUUACAUAUGUAGAGGUUACUGGCAUAUUUAUACUGAAAAUUCGUAUCUAAUUUUAAAUCAUUCCAGCCUGCUGAGUUGUCUUGGGUAGCGUAAUGUAUUUUGUCUGUGAUUUGGAUCUGACAUACCUGUUAUUAACUGAAUUCUGAACUACCUUAGUAUUUUGACAAUGAGAUGCUGAUUAACAACAAAAAUAGGCUCAUUUAAGCAUAAAUGUGGUUUCUGGCUGUGGAGAACUGAAAGUUCAAUCAGAAGCCCUGGAAGCGGCUUGUUCACUAAUAUAAUAUAUAAGUUUUCCUUUUACAAAAUUUGGAGGGUGGGUAGAUCUGCCUUUCUAUCUGCCAUUUUAUCCCAUCAGGGGUACUCUUUUUAAAAAAAAUAAAAAUAUUUAUACACUGCUAUGCUAUAAAAAUAUAUAGAAGUGGGUUACAGCAAUAAAACAUAAAACUGUACAAUAAAAACCAUAACAAAGUUAAAAACAGACAUCAAUUAACCAUUGUAGAAGAAUGUGUUCUUAAAUGCCUGCAUAGCUAGGCCUGGCAGGGUAGAAAAGUUUGUAGCAGACAUUUUAAAAAUAUGGCACAGAAGGUGUCUGCUGAAUUUCCAUUGGCAGAGUGUUCACAGGACUGAGCCAAUGAAAAUAAAGACUCUUGUUAUCAAAUGAGCCUUACCAACUCAGGGAAUGACCAGCGAUGCUCCUGCAGGUGAUCUCAGUGAUCGAUCUGGGAUGUAAGGGUUCAGGUAAUUCUUGAGGCACUCUACAGCUAAGUUGUUCAGGCUUUGUAAAUUCAUACAAGAACCAUGACCCCAGCUCAGUAGUAAAUGGGCAGCUAGUGCUCCUGUUUUAACAAUGUCUUCAUGUGUUCUCAACUAGGAGCUCCUUUCAGCAGUCUGAGUGCCACAUUCUGCACCAGCUGGAGUUUCUGACCCAGACCCAAGGGCAGCCCCACAUAGUGCACAUUACAGUAAUCUUGCCUUGAGGUUUCCAACACUUGGUGAACUGCAGUGGUCAGGCUUUCCCUGUUCAGGAACAGCUGUAGUUCCAGACGAACGAGAUGAAGCUCAUAAAAGGCACUCCUGUCCACAGAGGACACUUGGACUUCUAGCUGCAAAUGUGUUUUCAGGAGUACUCCAAGCAAUGCACUUGUUCCUUCAGAGCCAGUGCAGCCCCAUCCUGAACAGGUAACUUCCUGAACAGGUAAACAUGGCAACCACCUACCCAUGAGGGGAUACUGAGAUUCCAACCUUAUUGAUGCCAUUCUGGAUGGGUUUGAAGGAGUACAGGAAUACUUGUUCAGUUGAAGAGGGAGUUGUGUUGGGACUUUGCAUCCCCAGAAAAUGUAGCAGCUUCACAGCCCUUGGUUCACAUUACAUUCAUCCCUUGGAAGUCAAACGGAAUCCGUUCCGGAAGUCUGUUUGACUUCCAAAAGGUUCAGAAACCAAAGUGCAGCUUCUGAUUGGCUGCAGGAAGUUCCUGCAGCCAAUCGGAAGCCCCAUCAGAUGUUUGGCUUCCAAAAAUAGUUUGCAAACCGGAACACUCAGGGUUUGUGGCAUUUGGGAGCCAAAACAUUCGAGAACUAAGCUGUUCGAAAACCAAGGUACAGCUACUACUUUUCCUGGAUGAAACAUUAGAACUUGCCUUCAACCUUUAGCAAUAUCUGUCAGAUUGAAAUCAUGUUUGUUGGCAUAUCUAUGCAAAGGCUGUGCUUGGAAACUGGCCAACACUCCAGUUGUGUUGCAUGUGAUGGGAUGGAAUUCACAGCUUGUUCUCAGUCUGUGAUGGUUCUUCAGGUUUAACUGGAGUUUAUAGCUCAAAAAUGUGCACACGGAACUCCUAUUUUGGCCGAUAGGAAUUUGGAGGCUAAUAUUGAUACUGAAGAACAGGUCAGUAGAAUACUAUUUUUAAAGCUGUUUUCAGAGGGCACUCCAAUUGUCACAAUAGAAAUAUUUAAAGAGUAUAGUCAAAAAAUGAAGGCAGACUUACUCCUUUAGUAAAAGCAGCAAAUAUUAAGUAUAUGAAGUGUAACAAAUGCGCACUAGUUACAGGUAGGUAGCUGUGUUGGUCUGCCGCAGUCGAAUUAUUGUCAGUUAGAGAAAGUGGUGCAAUAAUACAAAACCUUCAGAAUGAAAUUAGCCAUUCUUUCUUGCUCACAACUCCAGACGUUUGUGGAGUCUGAGGGAAACUUGUUUACAAAAGACACCCCCCCCCCAAAAAACCCCACCCUUUUGAAGAUGACAUGCUCCAGAUAAGAUGUAAAUAAAGAUACCACUUCUGAUGGGUUUAUGUGGAAUACUUAAUCUGUAGAAAUAUUAAUUAUAUAUAUAUUUUAAAUGAUAUUUAUUAAAAUUUCAGAAAAAAGAAUUACAUAAAAACAAGAAAAGCAAAAACGAAAGACAGAAGUAAAAAUACAAGAAAAAUACAAAAUACAGAAUAAAAGAAUAAAAACCACUUAAAAAGGGGAAAAAAUAGAUCAAUCUUUCCAUGCCUUACAUUCAUAUCCUUGUUUCCCUGACCUCCUCAUACCUCCCUUUUUUGUAUUCCAAUUCAAUUAGUUAAUUCAGCAAUUUCUUUCCCUCUUUAUUUUCUCUUAAUCCUUUAACUUAAUAUACUAUAACUUUAAAUUUUCACCUGUUAUCAAUCCAUUUUUACAUACACCUUUAUAGCAUUACUGCUUAAACCACCUAACUUCAUUCUAACAUCAUUCUAACAUUCAUUAAUUUUGCAAUAUUUCUGUAGAUAGUCUUUAAAUUUCUUCCAAUCUUCUUUCACCAACUCUUCUCCCUGGUCUCGGAUUCUGCCAGUCAUUUCCGCCAAUUCCAUGUAGUCCAUCACCUUCAUGUGCCAUUCUUCCAGAGUGGGUAGGUCUUGUGUCUUCCAAUACUUUGCAAUAAGUAUUCUUGCUGCUGUUGUGGCAUACAUAAAGAAAGUUCUAUCCUUCUUUAGCACCAAUUGGCUGACUAUGCCCAGGAGAAAGGCCUCUGGUUUCUUCAAGAAGGUAUAUUUAAAUACCUUUUUCAAUUCAUUAUAGAUCAUCUCCCAGAAAGCCUUAAUCCUUGGGCACGUCCACCAAAGGUGAAAGAAUGUACCUUCAGUUUCUUUACAUUUCCAACAUUUAUUAUCGGGCAGAUGAUAGAUUUUUGCAAGCUUGACUGGGGUCAUGUACCACCUGUAUAUCAUUUUCAUAAUAUUCUCUCUUAAGGCAUUGCAUGCCGUAAACUUCAUACCUGUGGUCCAUAACUGUUCCUAGUCAGCCAUCAUUAUGUUAUGUCCAACAUCUUGUGCCCAUUUAAUCAUAGCAAAUUUCACCGUUUCAUCCUGUGUAUUCCAUUUCAACAGCAAGUUAUACAUCUUUGACAAAAUCUUAGUUUUGGGUUCUAACAGUUCUGUUUCUAAUUUUGAUUUUUCCACCUAGAAAGGUUAAUUAUAGUUCUAAAGAUAACAAAAAUAACUUGGAACAUUUUAACUAGUUUGGAAAGAAAUAGAACUAAGAAAAGGAUUUCUAGCAUACAAUCAGACACUAGUGAGAGGGCUAAUGCUGUAAUCCUGAGAAUACCUAGUUAGGUUUAAAUCCCUUUAAAAUUAUUGGGACACUUUUCAACACAGAUGUAGUCAGGGUUGCAGUAUUGGCUCCAAAGACAAUAGAGAGCAGAGUAGAGAGCCCUUGAAAACUGUUAAUUGGGGAAGAAAUCAAUAUUCAUUUAAACUUGCAGACUAUGUGCUUUGGUGUAAUGAAGGGUAAUGAUUUGUUGUACGUUUUAUAAAAGCAAAGUGCUUCAUGUUAAUAAUUAUGUGCUUCUUGAUAUUCCUGCUCUGUUGUCAUCUUGAUCAAGCUUUGAACUCUGCUUUGUCAGGAGAAAAGGCACUGUUUUCCCUCUUGAGUUUUAGGUUAUUUAGCAUUAUAGCAGGGAGGAUCAAACAGUGUUGACUGAAGUGGGUGUUCACAAAGAUAUAGACUGGUAGAAACAUUGUUCUUAAUUUGCAGCCUCAGACAACCCACUCUGGAAGGCAGCUCGGUGUUCCAGUAUGACCUGGAGCAGCUAGUCAUGUUAACUUUUGAUUGAUGUUUCUGUGAUGUUGAGACCUGCUAACUUGUUAGACUUGAGAACACAAAUUAAUUUUGCAUAGACUGCUCAGUGUCAGACAGAUAUUGCUAACAACCUUCCUGUUUUGAGGGCUGAUGUAAGAGUUUAUGUACAUGCCAAACUUCUGCUUUUCACAGAAAACGACAGCUGUAGUUUUAAGUGCAAAACACUUUUCAGGACUAUUCAGUUACUCCUUGUAGAAUUGCAAGCGAAGGCAAAUUACAUUAUUUUUUAAACCAGUGGUUCCCAGUUGGUGGUCUGCAGACCUCAAUGGGUCAGCGUAACCCAUCUAGGGGGUCUGUGGCACCAUUCACAUAACAAAAACUACUAUAGAUAUCAAAAUUUUCAAAAACAGGCAGUCCUUGGCUUUGCUUUUGAAAAAUGGGGUCCUCAGUAGUUAGAUAAUUGGGAACCACUGCCUUAAACUAUUAGGGUUUAGUACCUCACAGAUGGUUGAUUCCUACUAUGGCAUGUAGAGUCAGUAAAAGAGCAUAUACCUCCAGUCUUUUAGCAUUUUAAAUCUACUUUCUAUAUGAGUAGGUGCCAGGAUUAAAGGUAACUAAUGGCCUUCUGAAGCAUAGAAGGGACUCUUCCCCUUUUGCAAAUGAGGCACCUGUCACUAGAGUAGUGCCACUUGCAGCGCUGAGUUUGGCAUUAUUUUCUGUUAGGCGUUGGACCCAUGUCUCACGGGUAGUCCAGCUUUUCUAGCAGUGUUGGAUCAUUGUCUAGUUGCUUCACAAUAUUCACAAAUGUAUAUUGCUACCAGAGUAACUCUUGUUGUUCAUAGCUAUGAGAUACCAGCCUAGAUAAGUGUAUUGCAUUGCAUCUGGGAAAUGCUAAGGCUUUGCUGGUUUACAGAACAGGUGGAUACAUUAUUCAGUGCACUAAUACUUGGUAAAUAUCUUCAUGUAGAUUUAGAUUUCGUCAUCUUGAAAAGUAUUCCUGACCCAAACUAAUGAAGGAAGUAAAACAAUGAAAUAUAACAUACAAAGGUUAAAGAGAUUUCCUUGUUGCAAGUCAUACCACUUCAUGUUUCAUCUCUCCACCUGUGUGGUAAUAGUUCCUUGUCUACUCUUUCUUUGAGGCUACCUACUGUAGUUUGUAUUCCCUAUUUUGCACAACUGAAUUCAUGACUCCAAUGCAGGUAUUACUGUAAGAAAAAACUUAUUAAACAAAAGGAUUCUUCUACUGGGCAAGCUAAGGUUUCUCAGCACAUUAAGGUAGAAUAUGGGAGUGUUACAAGCAAACAACAGAAUAUCAACUCAUGACAGGGGUGUGAAAUCUCAAACAAGAAUCACCAGGUUAUUGGGCAGUGUCACAUCUCAAGAACAUUCCAGUGAAGAUACUGACAUGACAGAUAUCCUUAAACUCUCUGUAAAUAUUUGUUUUGCUAAGGCUUCCCUGAACAUGGUGGAUAUGAUCCUUUCACUAGCUUACAGAUAACUGCUGUGUUUUUUAUUGUAAUGGAGAGAACUAUAGACCAGUUAUGGGUAACCUCAAUCCUGGGGGCCAAAUGUGGCCCUCCAGGUCCUGGGGUGCCUCCCAAGAUACACCUCCUCUCACCAGCCCAGUUCCACACACUCCAUGGGUGCUGUUGCCCGUAUGGAAUGUAUUUUUAAACACUGACCUUGAGGUAGUGGUUGAAUGGGGGGGGGUAGAAACCUCUGGCAUGGCUGCAAUGUCACCUACCAUAAAAAGGUAAGAGUCACAUCUGUUGCAAUUCUGCUGCUGACCCUGCUCACCACUGGCAUCCCUGGAAAGUUGUCCACACAGGAAUGUGGUCCUUGGGCUGAAAAAGGUUGUAGAGUUAGGGAACCCAGGGGUCUUCUAGUCCAAUCGCCUGCAACACAGGAACCUCAAUUAAAGUAUCCAUGACAGAUGGCCAGCCAGCUUCUGCUUAAAAACCUCCAAUGAAGAAGAGUCCACAACAUAGAGAUAAUCCUCCAAUUUUUAUUUUGCUGUCUGUCAAAAGUAUCAUACAGUGGUACCUUGGAUUACAUACGCUUCAGGUUACAUAUGCUUCAGGUUACACACUCCACUAAGCCAGAAAUAGUGCUUCAGGUUAAGAACUUUGCUUCAGGAUAAGAACAGAAAUCGGGCUCCGGCAGCAGGAGGCCCCAUUAGCUAAAGUGGUGCUUCGGGUUAAGAACAGUUUCAGGUUAAGAACGGACCUCUGGAACGAAUUAAGUACUUAAUCCGAGGUACCACUGUAAUCCCAUACUUUGGGGGGUGAGGUAGAAAAGAGAAUAUGGGUUGUGCUUCCUUGUUGCUUUCAAACUUCCCUUAGUGUUUGUUGAUAGGAAGACUUUCCUUUAUAGGCUAGGCACAUUAUCCACAGUUAAAUUUAUUCUAAAUUUUGUAGUAUUAUUUUAAUAUCUCUGCAUGCUGAUGGGCAUAAAGUAGCUUUCAAGUAGCUAGGAUUUGCUUCAAGUUGAGGGUUCAACUGACAUCAUAAAAUGUAUGAAUUGUUUUUUUGAAAGUCUUAAUAUGUUCUAAAGGCAUAUUGAUGAUUACUUAUAGCGUUUACCAUCUUGCACUUGAAAGGCUUCAAAGUGCUUCACAGACCUCCUUGCAAGCUGUAAGAUCAAUUUAGGUCAGUAUCCUCCCUACAUUACAGAAGGGGAAUGGGGCUUGAGAGUUUAUUGCUUCUUGAAGGCAGUUCUAGUGGGUUCAUGUGUUCUCUGGAGAUCUAUGUUUAUAGGCAAUUUUCCAUCUCUAGUUUUCUAUCCUACUUAAAUAACAUUCCUGAAAUGAAUAUUUUAAUCUUCCCUAGGGAGCUGCCUUUCAGGCCUCUCUGCGACCCCAAAAUAAAUAAGAUAGAAUAGCUUGUACUGUAAGUACAAAGUUAAGAAUAACUGUCCUGCUACAGUUAUGGUUCUUAAGAGAUCCUUAGAAUGUCAUGAUGGAUCAAAAUGCAAAUUGAAAGGCAAAAUUGGGCUGUGGAGUUAUUAACUUCUUGUUUUGACUUUUAAUUGUGCAAACUCACCUCUACCCUUAGGAGAAUCUUCUUUAACUUAGCUGCUUUAGUUGAUGACUUUCAUCUGUGUAAUUUUUAAAAAUAUGCUCAGUUGCAAAACUACAAAUAAAGGUCUCAUAUAUUGACAAGCUCUGAGAUCCAGCCCCAUCAAGCUUAAAAAAUCACAAUCUGGUAUCAUCCAGUGGACACUGAUGAACCAGGACAAGUUUAGAAUCCCCCAAAAACAUUGUCCAUUUUGGGAAGUGUUCUCUUUGUGGAUGAGUGUAUGGGGAACAGUAUUCUUGCUGGAGGCUGAAGGGAAUGACAAAUUGGAGGGGUGCUUUUCCAAUGAGAAGCACCGUGGCUGCUUCUCACCAAGAAUAUUUUGAUACAUGAUUCUUGCUAGGCUUAAGGAUUGACACAGAAUGAUGAACCCCUGAAUGUUAAUCCUGCAAGUUACGAAGAUGUUUGUUCGCUUUCACUCUUGGCUGCUGGGGAUCAUUGGCUUGAGUUCACACAGUUGAAAAUGCCAUGGGGAGCUGGAAUAAUUGAGGGCACUUUCCCUGCUAUUUUGUCUCAAACAAUGGGAGCACAAAAAGAAUGGUCCUGCUAAACGCGGGAAUGGGGAAGUGCAGGCAGGUCUCCUGCUAACAUUGCUUCUGGCCAUGUACAAACUGCCUGCUGCAUUAGUUUCCAUGGAGGCAGCAUGCCACUGAAUGCCAGUUGCUGAGAACUGCAGGAGAGAAGAGUAAUGUUGUGGUCAAGUUAUGUUUGUAGGCUUCCCAUGGGCCUGUGGUUGGCCGCUGUGAGAACAGGGUGGUGGGCUGGAUGGAUCCUUGUUCUGGUCCAGUAGGGUUCUGCUUAUGUUCUUACGGAGGAUUUUCAAAGUGACAGUAUAGAUAGCGACUCUUCAGUACAAGUGCUGCUAAUUUAGACAGCGAGUGCGGGAUUAUUUAUUAUUUUCAGAAUUCUAUCACUUCUUAUUGUUUUGUUCAGAGUUCCUUGCCACUGAAAAAAGUAUUUUUUUGUCAUGGAACAUGUGACAUCAACUAUCAUGAUGUUUUAGGGUUGCCAUAUUUUGAAGAGCAAAAAAAGAGGACACAUUUGCCAACUUCUACUUUUAACUACAGAGCUCUUACAGCUAUAGAAGCUGUGAUAGAUAUAUUGUUAGUAGCAAUGUUCUUAACUUUCAACCUAAUAAUAAUAAUAAUAAUACAUAUUUCUCUCUCACUUGCCACAUACACCUUUGUGAACAUAAGUGUGCACAGAACAAUUUAUUAAACUGUUUAACAUGUAUAUUCCAUUUAUGAAAAACAGUGAGAAAUGGGAGCGUGAUGCAUGAGGCUUUAAAAAUUGUAUUUAUCUUUUGUAAAAAAUCUUGGAUUAGUGUAAACAAAAAACCAAACAAAAAAAACCAGGACAUUUUGCCAAAUUUUAAAAAUCUGCCUGGACAGAAAUUUUAAUCCUGAAAAAGAGGACCUGUCCAGGAAAAAGCUCAUGUUGCAACCAGACCUGAAAAAGAGGACAACCCUAUGAUGUUUGCACUAUUAAGUCAUACUCAGAUGAGGCCUAUUGAAAUCAAGGUACUUAGGUCUAUUGCGUUCAGGGGGUCUUCUCCUAGAAUGGCUGGCUUCCCUUUUAUCCCUCAUAGUGUAUUGAAUAGCAAAGAGCAUCACUGACACAUAAUGUUACGUUUUUGCUGGUUUAUGUAAUGGUUAAGGAAACAAGUCCUUGCUAAAUGCUGGAUUACUGAAUUUGGUUAUGUUUGCCUUUUUUAUUUCAACUCAGAUGAUGUUUGCAUACAGCUGCUAACAGUCUUUAAACAGAUUUCUAAAGUGGGAGAUUCUAAAAGUAUAUCUAGUUUUGGAAAAACCUACAUUAUUUCUAAACAUCUAGGAAACUGACACAUGUUUCCUUGUAAACUUGAAAAGAAAAAUCCCUGCUGGUUUCUUUAUCUUUGAGAGGUGAUUUUUUACAAGCAUCCUGAUUCUCCUCUUGCAGCAGUACCCUUGCCUUUUUCUGGUAGCAUCCAGUCCUUGGGGUGGGGUACAGCUGGGGAUGAAGAGUUAGAAGUGGAAAAUUCCAUGAGGCUUUAGAACAGUUUUAGCGCUGAAGGAAAUAGUCUAUGCAAUUAUCAGCUGGUUUCUAAAGAGGAACAAUUAGGCAAGCUGGGAAUGUUGCACAACUGCUGCAGCUUGUACUAAAAAAAAGUACAAAUUGGAACAUGCUCCAGGUUCAGGCCUUGUUUGUAGUGCAUAAGUUCCCUGGGCCUUUGCAAUUCUGUAUUUGCAAAGGGCUGAGUAAAGUUCCUGGGAAAGAUAACUCCUGGGUUGCAAAAUGUUACUGCCUAGCAUCUAUUAGCAUAGCCAGUGUGAUGGGAUAGUGCUUAGGGCAGGGGUCAGCAAACUUUUUCAGCAGGGGGCCGGUCCACUCUCCCUCAGACCUUGUGGGGGGCCGGACUAUAUUUUUGGGGGGGGGGGAGAUGGAAGAGCACCAUGAGCCCCAGUAGCUGCUUACCUGUGUCUUGCGAGCAGCAGGGGCUGGCGCCAACGGCGGAGGGACGAUGAGCGGCGUGCGAAAGGGCUCCGGAGAGGGGCUGCUUAAAAUGGCAGCCACUCGAGCGCUGCUGCUGCUGGCACCAACAAAGCCCAGCCCCCUUCCUCCUCUAGGCAGGGCGAGGAGAAGCCAGGAGGAGGGAGGGAGGAGGCGCCGCCGCUACUGCUGUGGGAGGGAGAGGGAGGGAGAGGGAAAGAAUGCACGUGCGCUGGUGAUCCACGCGGUGAUUCCCAAACCAUCCACAGGCUGGAUCCAAAGGCAAUUGGGCCUAAUCCGACCCGUGAACCUUAGUUUGCCUACCCAUGGCUUAGAAUGUUAACCUGAGGCUAGGAGGACCAGGGUUCAAAUCCCCAUUAUUUGAAGGAAGGGCCAGUUAGAAAUGUAACACGAUGUAGCCUUCAACUGAGCUUUUUUAAGGGGAGGAAGCAUUUUCAACCAUUUGCAUUAUUUUUCCUUCAUAGCAUUUCCUAUCCUCUCUCCUCCAGUAGGAAGAAACUAUAGUCUAACGACAAAGCAUUUGAACUGCAUGGCUCAGGGACUCUAGUUCAACACUGACAUUUAAGAUUAAUAAUACUAAAGGCUGCAAUUAUAUUUUUAAGAGAUUAAAUACCAGUUUAUUUAGAAGUAGUUUAGCAAGGGUUGGACAUACUGCCAUUAACAAAUGACCUACAGUCAUACCUCGGGUUAAAUUUGCUUCAAGUUGAGUGCGUUUGAGUUGCGCUCUGCGGCAACCCGGAAGUAACGGAGCACGUUACUUCCAGGUUUUGCCGCUUGUGCAUGCGCAGACGCUCAAAACAACAUCACGCGCAUGCACAGAAGCGGCGAAAAGCAACGCGCGCAUGCGCAGACACACCGUCACUAGAUACGUUUACCUCUAGAUGCGAACGGGGCUCCGGAACGGAUCCCGUUCGUAUCUAGAGGUACCGCUGUAUCAGGUCCUUGUUACCAUCAAUGCUCUUAUUAGAAACCAAAAAUAAAUUCAUAGCCAGCUGUGGGUUGAUUGGUUAUUUUGUGAAUUUCGUUGAAGAUAACACUAAUCUAUUUUAACAUUAAUCUUAAUAAAAUCUUAUUUUUUAUUUAAACUAGAAAAAGAUGAGUUACCUAGCUAAAUCUUACUUUUACAUAUAUAUCUUUUUCAAUUUCUUCAAGGAGUUUAAUGUGGCAUUCAUGGUUCUUAGCAUACACACACUCCCCAUUUUAUCCUCAUGACAACCGCAUGAGGCAAGUUAGGCUGAAAGCAGAAAUUGGCCAAGUCACUCAGAGUUGGGACUGGGACCCUGGUCUUGUAGGUACCAAUCCCAUUCUCUAAUCACUACACCAUGCUGGCUCUCUUUUUGUUGGUUUUGCUGGAAAUUACAUAAAUUGCUUUGACAGGGUUUUGGUUUUUUGAACCUCACAAAGACAUGAUGGGUGAUUUUUCCAUCUUAUGUAUGCAUGUACUUUGUGGUUAUCUAUUGUUCACAGACAGAAUUUUAAUAAAUCCCUCCUUUUGUAGACAAUGAUCACAUGCCCCCAGUUAAUGGUAGAUUAUUGCUGCUGUGACAAUCUGAAGCUUUUCUUUUCAUUAUUAUAACUUUCCUGAGUUGUUGCUAAGGUUCCUCACAAUCCUUUCUAAAAUACACAAAUCUUUUGCUGAUUUUCCUUCAGCAGGGUAGUGUCACAGCUGCAAUUGGUGACUGUAAUUAAAAAGACUAUCUUUGAGGGAUUCGGAAAUCUGUGUGACUAAUAUCAGAUAAUGAAAUUAGCAGUUCAUGUUAAUAAAUGGGAUUAGUAAUUUACGCAGAUUCUUGCCUCAAUUACAAGACAGUUUUCUUGCUGUUGUGGUCAGAGAGAACUUUCCAUCACUUUUUAUUACCAUUUCAUUCUCCAUCCCUUCAAGCUGUGUGAAAUGUUACACAAAGAUUAGGCGAUCACACACACACUCGGCUUAGUUUAAAGAAUUUGGGAUUUAUUUGGUGCUGAAUGUCAGGGUGGACUUGCCAGUAUUAUGGCUGGGCAAUGUUGAGUUUUCAACAUCACGGUGUAUUGCAGCCAAACAUCGCGGUAAAAAACUGCAUUGGCCCCAGCCAACAAGGUGCUGGGUGAAACUGCCGUAGCUCUCAUCAUUGGGAGCUGAGGCGCUUUCCCCUGCACGCCUUGGGGGCUGUGGCCGAUACAGCUGGCCCAGCCUGCUGCUCAGCUGGGGGAGCCCCGAGUCCUCCACCCCUUGCACUCACCCGGCAGAGGACUUGGGGCUCCUUGGCCAGGCUUUGCUGGGGGCAGGGGAGCCAGCUAUGAGUCCUCCACCCCACCCCCGCUCCACUCACACACGGCUGGCAGGAACCCGGGGCUCCUUGGCCCAGGCACUGGAGGCAGAGGGAGGGGCUCAAGAGCUGUGACCAGCGAUAGACCACUGAGUGAAGCUGUCGUUGCAGUCUCCCCCUCCCCAUACUGGUCCUGGGUGAUAUAUUGAUAAUAUCGCCCAGUGCUAGUCAGUCUAUCCCCCUUCUUUAUUAUAAUUCCCUUGAUAUGAAUUAAAAUCCUCAGUCUUGGGGAGAGAAAAGGCAGAAACCUCACUUAGUAUUUUCUUUUUGUGCCCUCCUCCCACUCCCUUCAGAAUCAUAGAGCUGAUCCUGAGGAACUCUUCACAAAACUGGAACGUAUUGGAAAAGGCUCAUUUGGAGAAGUCUUCAAAGGAAUUGAUAAUCGGACACAACAAGUGGUUGCUAUAAAAAUCAUAGACCUGGAGGAGGCAGAAGAUGAAAUAGAAGACAUCCAGCAAGAGAUAACUGUGCUAAGCCAGUGUGACAGCCCUUACGUAACAAAGUACUAUGGCUCCUAUCUAAAGGUAAUUCUUAUGGUUGCUCCAUGUCUAUUGGAAAAAUGCAAUUCUUUUCUUUGAAAACAGCAAGAUUAAUGUUGUGAGAUGCAGACCCAUGGAAUGCUAUCAGAUUUUUUUAAAAAAAUUAGGUACCACAUUUUGUGGGUGAAGGAUAGAGUUUGAGUUCGGUCUGUUCGUUUUGUGGUUCUGAAGUUUGCAUUCCAAGGUCUUGGUGUGGUCAAAAAUUGUAAAGACAUUUCAACUCACACCUUCCAGUUGUUUGUCUGGCCAGUUGUCUUCUUUAGUUGUGCUUUUAUUGAUUUUAAAAUACAUUUAAAGCUUGGAUUAAAAACCCAAAACAAACUAGCAAUACUCUCUAUUGAUGGACUUUGAAACCAAAUCAUUUCACUCCCCUUGUUGGCAUCUAUCUGUCUCUGGAGACAAUGGAGGAAUGCACCUUCGGGGAUAAAGUCAAAGAGUUGGAGAUUUACAGCAGUUUUAUUGCAGGUGGGGCGGAGGAAGAAGUCUGGUUUUGCUGCUACAGGUGCACCAUCUCUUUUCUUCUCUCUGUGCUCCUCCCAGUGGCACUCCUCUUGUACCCUCAGUAAUCCACAAGUUUUCAAAAAUUCCCAUUGUUUGCCAAGGUGUUGCUCUCCAUGAAGACGCUGUGCAUGGAGCAACAGAUAUGGGAAGGGAUAGAGCGGACUGUGAGAAGAUGAAGAGUUUCCCAAAGGGGUGAUGUGGAAUUCGAGAAUAUUAAGACAAAGAAGUGGGGUGGAAAGCUACCUGUCUGGUGUCUUUCUUUUUUUAAAAAAGUUUUUUAAUGCUUUGUUCUCUCCUAUCAAAUCCAUUCCCUCUUCCCCUCAGUUAUUUUCAUACAUACAGUGGUACCUCGCAAGACGAAUGCCUCGCAAGACGAAAAACACGCAAGACGAAAGAGUUUUCCGUUUUUUGAGUCGUUCCGCAAGAUGAAUUUCCCUAUGGGCUUGCUUCGCAAGACGAAACGUCUUGCGAGUUCUUGCGAGUUUGUUUCCUUUUUCUUAAAGCCGCUAAGCCGUUAAUAGCUGCUAAGCCGCUAAUAGCCGUGCUUCGCAAGACGAAAAAACCGCAAGACGAAGAGACUCGCGGAACGGAUUAAUUUCGUCUUGCGAGGCACCACUGUACUUGUUUGAGCCUGAGAUGUUUAUCUUUCUGUGUAACAGUUACCACUCUCUCAACCCCUUUCAACACAUACACAGAUUUCUCUCUCUCUCUCUCUCUCUCUCUCUCUCUCUCUCUCUUCACACACACACACACACACACACACACACACACACACAAACACACACACCACUUCUCCUUAUACAGCAGAAGCAAGCAUCCUAAAUCAUUUUAUUUCUUUUAUGUAAGGAAGCAAACUGUAUUUUAAUUCUUUACCCUAUUGCUGUGUGACUUCAGGAGUCUGCUCCUUUUUAUUUCAUUUAUUCUCUAAAAUAGCUACAUCUCACUUUAAAGAAGACUGCUAAGAAAGAUAAAGUUGAGGUAAAAGACUAUUAAAAUAAAUUGGUAUACAUUAAGCUAGUAAGACACAGCACCACUGCUAGAACAGCACAUUCAGAAUCACACUCAGUAGUAAUCCAGUAGGCCCUCCCUAAAGGUUUUACAGAAGAACCGCAUUCUCCCUGCUUGGCAGAAAGUGGGACUUUUCUGUGGAGAUGUCUGGUGGUUGUUCUACUGCCUAAGCUAGAAGAGAAGAAGCCAUUUCAUCCUCAAGGGAGAACUGGAUCAUUGGCAUGCCAGCAAAAAUGUCCUCAUUAACACACUGCACUUGGGUGUGCGUGCCUGUGGGAAGAGGGUAAUCUGUUCUGCCUUCCCUGGUCCUGCCCCCAGUUAGGAUCAGACAUUUCAACUAAUGCAACAAAUUGCAUUUCCUCAAUGGCCGUAUUUUUAAAAUAGCAAACCAUGUUUCCAUACUAAAAAAAAUAAAAUGUAAAACUGUUAUGAAAAAUCAGUCAGUGACUUUAGGGAGCUUAUGACUGGUAUUCUGUGUGGUUUCACAAGUACUUAUAACAUGCAGAAAAGUCAAACAUACGAUAUUGAACAGAAACAUCACAGCACAAUCUUACCACAAAGUGCCAAGGUUCUACAGACCAGGACACUUUGGCAGGAAUUACAAUGGAAAUAUUUUUUUAACCCUAAUGUCAGAUGACCCAACUUCAAAAGAAAUAAUUGGGACCACGUUCUUAAAUGUGUUUCUGAUUCCUUUAGAUCUUUGCAGCCUGUCUUGAAGUCCAGUGAGGUUGCAAGCAAAGAUACCUGCUGAAAGUGGCAAGUCUUGCUUUGGGCAGAGAUCAACUGCACUUCAGAGUUCCCAGUUGGGAACUGUGUAGCACAGCAGAUCUCAGCAGGGUUUGCUGUAAGCGCCAGCCACCUAAUUGGUGCUUAUAGCAAGCCCCUUCAAGGGCAGAUCUUUCACACUGCCAACCUCAAUUCAAGUUGGUGAUUUAAAGGAGGAAUUGAGCACAUUUAGUAUGUGCUCAUUUUUCAAUUUAGCCAUGACUUGGAAUGUUUCUGCACCUGACAUUAGGCAUUAGGUGUGAGGAAAGUGGCCAUGGUUUGUGCAAAACUGCCUGGCAGGCUAAACUCUCAGACUUGAUGGACCUAAUUAGGUCCCUGGGCUGGAGAUUCCAUGUCCCUGCUCUAACACGUCAUAAUUUUAACCUAAAAAUCAUUCAAAAUUCAAUAAUUAGGCGCUGUCCUCUGCUCUGUAUACAGGCUAUACUUUCUUGUCCUAUAGUAACUUCCAAGGAGUGUUCUUGGAUGCCUAGGUGAAAACUAUACACAUUCAGCUACAGUUUAUAGUAGAGACUUCAUUGAGGCAUUCCUGGAAAAACAGUACUUACUUUGGCUCUGCAAGCAGAUUGCCCUCAAACCAUCCAAAGGUAUCUGUGUGGCCCACACAGUGUUAGCCUGAGAAUGAGUUCUCAUUGCAGGUUUUUCUUCCUAGCACAGUUGGGCUUUGUGAAAAGUGCUAAAAGUAGCAAAUGCCUUCCCUCUUAAUUCUGACCAUUGGAACAAGCCUUCAUAGUAUAAAUACAGUCUCUAAUCCUUCAUGAUUCUCAGCAAACUGUGCUCUAUUCAGUGCUGGACAUGGAGUAUGGCUGCCCUGCCCCUUUAUUUGCUUGUUCAAUUACAUCCGUAUUUCGUGUGCAUUCAGAAAAUUGAACUGGGCUAAAAUUCAGCCUUAGAUGGAAAUAAAUUGCUGACAAAUCUUUUGUCUGACGUUCUUGUGGAGAGGCUAUUGCCUCUUAUCAGUUAAUUUCCUUCAUUUGAAGCCCUUAACUAUGCUGAUAGCUCUGAGUAUCUGUAACUAAUAAUUGAAAUGUUUGAUUAAGACCAGUUAUAUUUGUUCUAAAAUCUAUAUUCUGCCUGUGUAUGAAGGAGAUGAUCAAAUGUUGAUUUAGUAGCAUGUGUUAUCAUUGUUUUUUAUUUUGCUAAUAGCUGCCCCCUUUUUUUUUUUGGUAAAUAUCACAUGGCUAUGUUGGUAAUACUGUUUAUGUAAUUCAUGUCAUGAGCAGAAUUAAUAUGACAAUUUGUUUAUGGUCUUUAUUAUUAAAAAUAGACCUCAAAUAAUACUUUAAAAAUCAGACCAGGAUUAUUCGUUUUCUCUCCCUCCCUCCCUCUCUGUCUCUCUUCUCUCUCCACGUGCACAUAGGCACACAUACACACAUAGGCACACAUAGGCACAAAAAAGUGUUUUUGAGGGUUGUGUGUAUAUAUAUUUUGCUCUUGAAAUGCCAGUUAAUAAAAUAGUCUCAACAAUUCCAAUUGUAAACCCACUUAUUAGAAGGUAAAUCCAAGUGAGCUCAGUGGAACUUGUUAAUGACUAUACUGUUAGGAUCCUUUAUAAGUGGAAUGCAGUUCACCUGUUUUCCAUGUAGCAUUUUCCAGAUUCAUUACAACAGCCAAAUAUAUAAUAUUGAUGCCAGAGAACGAAACAGUUCAAAAUAAGUGGAGGAAGUCUUCUGUUAAAAAGAAGAAGCAUAAUUUCACAUUAUAGCAUUUUCACCUGGAAAUGGUUAACUGACAGUCUCAUAGCUGUAUAAAUAGCCCAUUUGGUUCAGAUGCAAAUAUCUUGAGUGGUAAAACUUUGUCAUCGGAGCAGUAUUUGAAGAGAUUAAAAUACCUUUCUUCAGGAUUAGUUAGUAUUCACAGUUCAUCAUGCAAGCUUUUCAGAUGCACUUUUUUCUCUCAGGAUGGAUGAUCAGGUGGUACAAAGGGAAAAUGGAAUAGUGGCUCUAACUCUGUUUUUAUUGAUAGAUGUUCCACUCUUAUGCUAAGAUUAUCAUUGUACAGUCAUACCUUGACUCCCGAACGCCGCAAACCCGGAAGUGAUUGUUCUGGUUUGCGAACGUUCUUUUGGAACCCAAACAUCCAACGGGGCUUCCGCAGCUUCUGAUUAGCUGCAGGAGCUUCCUGCAGCCAACCAGAAGCUUCGAUUUGGUUUCUGAACGUUUUGGAAGUUGAACAGACUUCCAGAACGGAUUCCGUUCGACUUCCAAGGUACGGCUGUAUAGUAUAACUAUAAAACCAAAUGAAAUAAAGGAGACCCACAACUUACAUGGGGGUUUCAGGGAUAGUGCAUAAAGCCAAAAUCAUAUUUAGUCAAAACACAUUGGGUGCAAUGCCUGGUAUGGCCACUGAAGUUUUUUCGCCCAGAUGCCCACCCUCUUUCUGCUCCCCCUUUUUACAUUUUUAAAAGCUGAACGUGCACAAGUUAAAUGUGCGUAUAUUUGCGGUCUGUUGUGUUAUAAAAGUAGAAAAAUAACUAACAGCCAAUUUGUAAAAGCAAUUACAGAUAAAAUAUAAUAAAGCCAACAAUUAAAAGACGAAACAAAAAUUAGGUGUGUGGUUUUUUGUUUUGUUUUGUUUUGUCAUACCCUAAAUCGUAAACCAGCACCUUCAACAAAACCCAGAAGCAAAUAGGAAGCCAGUUGACCUGACAGAAUAGUGAGCACGAAACAAAAAUCUGGCUACCAUAUUUUGGAUCACAGAGAGUGCAUUACAAUAAUCCAUAAUGAAAGUAAACAAAACUUAGAUGACUAGGGCAGGUUCCACCUUCUGUGGCAAAGGCUACAGUAGAUCUAUCGGCCAAAGGAUGCCACCAUUCUGAGCAUUGGAGGAAUGCAGUGGGAUCAAGAAUAACAUCCAGUAUUUCCAAAGAGUGCUUCUUUGCCUUGUAAUAUGAUCUCAAGUCAGAGAGAGCAUUGCUUCAACAAAGUUCUAGCCUAAUUAAACCAGCAACAGCUUCAUCCCUUGUCACCACGCUGGGCAUUGCAUUUCUAAAAUAAUCUGCAAACAAGGGCUUACUGCCAUGUCCUUACUCAAACAUAGAUACUGUUUAAAACAAAAAACCUUAUUUUAACAACAGUUAUUGGUUCAGUAAUCUUAACUCUAUUUUUACAAAGGUCCUGCAUUAGCAAAAUAUGAAGAGCCAUUGAAUCAGAAUAUUCUACUAUCUGCAUAUAGCACCUUCCUUUAGGUACUGUGUGGACUGCCACGCUGUGGUCUUUAUAACUGAUCCUUCUACCCAACAGUUCAUUGAAAUGAUGAAGUGAGCUGAUCUACUAAUCUCUUUUGAAAAGCCUAACACUUUAUCUGCAUUCAUUUUUAGGGCACAAAGCUAUGGAUAAUCAUGGAAUACUUAGGUGGGGGAUCAGCACUGGAUCUGGUAAGUGUCUUCUAAUGGUUUGUGCCUUGUUCAUUUUCUAGUUAGCUUCUGCAUUCUUACUUAUUACUAAAAUUUGUAUGCUACUUUUCCAUGUAAAAAUGCUCAAAAGUAGCUCAUUUCAAAGCAACAAGAAUGCAACUCAGUACAUCAUUACAAUAACAAUCAAAUAUGGGUAAAGCAAUUCAAAGUACAGUGGUACCUCGGGUUAAGUACUUAAUUCGUUUCAGAGGUCCGUUCUUAACCUGAAACUGUUCUUAACCUGAAGCACCACUUUAGCUAAUGGGGCCUACCGCUGCCGCCGCACCGCUGGAGCACGAUUUCUGUUCUCAUCCUGAAGCAAAGUUCUUAACCCGAGGUACUAUUUCUGGGUUAGCAGAGUCUGUAACCUGAAGCAUAUGUAACCCAAGGUACCACUGUAUAACAGCAAUCCAGUGAUCUAGUAAUAACAUUCUUAAUAUUCAGAGUGUGACUUCUUUCUUUUUAUAAUUUAUGAGUUGAUAGUUUUUGAAGUUUUUUCAGUGAACAUACUUCCUUUUUCAAGAAGUUUAAAUAUCCAUGUCAAGGAAUAGGUUUCAAGUGUAAUUUAUGACAGAAGUCAUCAUUAAAUUUAAUUCACAGUUCUGAAAUCUCAACACUGAAGCCAGAUCAUCUCCUUAAUAUGCUAAUGUUCAGAGCAUUAUGUAACUUUUCUGUAGAUCAUUCCCUCCUCCAAGAAGGGGACAUGUCAUUUUGUAACUGCUUUGUGUAAAUUGCCAGUUGCACUUAUAGUAGUCGUCGUCAUUGUUGUUGUUGUAGUAGUAGUAGUAGUAAUAGUAAUAGGACUCUUGUCAGUUAGGCAAUGGUUCCUUCUACUUGCAGUUGGUGUACUGAAGCUCAGAGGAUUUUGACUGAAGCUACCAAAUGACUCAGUGUCUGGGCAUGGCCUGGGAUUCCCUGAUCCAACUCAAACAUUUUUUUUCUGUGGAGAGAAGCUGGCUGUCUUGUGGCACAAUGCUCCUCUUGGUGCAAUGACUACAGUGUUCCUUUAUGUCUAGUUGUAGAUGAGUUUGAGUUCAGGUUGUCUACCUUGUGUCUUAAAAAACAAUAUAUUACCAAAAAGUGUACCACACCUUCUACUUUUCAGUAUGAGGAAGAUUUGUUGCUGUCAAAACACAAGUUUCAUUAAUAAACUGAAAGGUGAGAUGUUUUACCAGUUUUGAAUACACAGAAAUGUUUUUCUUGGAAGCAGAUUCCAGGAGUGUGCUAUGGAAGCAAAAGCAUGGUUAAUAUUCAAUGUUGAAACUGACCUGGUUUUUCCAUUUUUGGCAGUUUAAAUUUAAGCCAUGAAAGGGCCCUUUACUUAUGACAAACACAGUGUUCACGACGGAUGCAGCCUAGGAGGGACUAAAAAAGCAAAGCGCUUUGGGUGGUGAUGUGUGGUUUUCCCCUAUCCCCCAGUCCAGCUCCACCACAGCCCUAUAUAAGAGACCCACCCUUUUCCUGUAAGAUAAUGCUGCUCAGUGUUUAUGCUUAUGAGAUCCUGAAAUAUUAUUAACAUUGAGCAACAUGACAUUUUUGCAAGCUCUGUACAAACUGUGCCUUAAUCCCACUAGAAUUUCAACAGCAUAGAAUUACAAGUGGUCUCUGCACAUAAGUAGCACUCAGUUCAACCCUAACAGCCACCUUCUGAUUUUCUCAGCUGGAAUUUGGAAAGGUAAGAAAAGCCUUGCUGUUCGCUGAGUUUUGGGGCAGUUGUCCACUAGGGACAAUGGAACAGAUUUUUGAGGGCUAUGGUUCAUAUACACACAAAUCCAUGUAUGUUGAUUGCUAUAGCUCUAAACACUGACUAAAGCAUGACAUGGUAAAUGGCCCACAAUUCAGAUCACUUCACCUCAAACAGCACAUUACAACCUGAUGAAGGGCAGAAUGGAAAUGGAAACAAACAGUAAACAGAAUUUGACUUGUGUUCAGCUGCAGAUCCUCAAGUGAUGUGUUAGAGAGUGAUAAUAGUGCAAAUCAGCCCUAGUUUGUGGCUCACAGUCUUAUGAACCUCUUACCUAAAUCCUCACAGCUGUUGUACUGUACAGUAUAUUACUGCCAAUGGAGGCAGUUGCCCAUACAUAGUGUAGUUUAAUAGUGAGCCCUGGUCUCCUUUGCAGGAAGGUGUUGGGAUAUAAAUCUAAUAAAUUAAAUUAUUACUAUUCUGUGAGGUGGGAUGUAUUUUUUGGGAAGGUAAUACCAUGGUUCUGUGUUCUUGCCAUCUUCUCUAAAAGGCUAUAUUAGUCAAAGCUUCUCAGGAAAGUAAAACCUUCCUAAAGUUUGCCUGACAAUGUUUUCAAGUUACUUGUGUUACUCUUCCAAGUUUAUGAAUUUAUACAGUGUCUGUUGUGGAACAUUCGUGUUUGAACCUUUUCCUGCAAAUCUUUAAAAAAAGAAAAAUGACAUUUCAAAUAACUGUUAACAAACAGUGGAUGCCAGGGUUUAUGCUUUAUUUGAAUUAUGCUUUGUUUCCUUCCCAAAGCUCCGUGCUGGCCCAUUCGAUGAGUUCCAGAUUGCUACGAUGCUCAAGGAAAUACUGAAAGGGCUUGACUAUCUACAUUCAGAGAAGAAAAUUCACAGAGAUAUAAAGGGUGUGUAUAAAUUUAAAUAAAUGCAGAGCCCAUAUCCCUUCAAGCAAUAGUUCUUUCUGCUUUUUAAUUAGUUUUUUCUGCUUUCUCCUCCUCUCAAGCUGCCAACGUGUUAUUGUCAGAGCAAGGAGAUGUGAAACUUGCGGAUUUUGGAGUUGCAGGGCAACUGACUGAUACACAGAUUAAAAGGAACACCUUUGUAGGCACGCCAUUUUGGAUGGCACCAGAAGUGAUUCAGCAAUCAGCCUAUGAUUCAAAAGUGAGUUCUUUGAAAUUGGUUUGUGCUUAGAAGUGAUGUGUUAAUUUUGUGCAAGACAUUUGGAGAUUUUCAGAACCGCAGUCUUGCCACAGAAUGUAUGGUAUGCCUCCAAAUGCGUAAUUCUUAUAGCUAUAGGACAGCUUGAGAAUGUGUAUUAAAGAUCAAAGAGCAAGUUUCUAGCACUAGUGAUUAUAGCCCAGAACUGUGUGGACUGUACAAACCAGGAGGGGCCUUCAUGAGCUUCCAAGCACUAAAGGAGCAUUAAUACUUAUUUCCACUGACUUUUGUCCUCCUGUGUUCAUUGAGCUUCAGUCGUCUCCUGACUAUGCUCAGAACUCUACUAAGCUCUCCUCCGAAAGCCUAAGCAAAUCUGUUACCAGAAGGAUGGUAUGUACUAAGGGUUCUCAGGCUGCAGAGCAACAAGACACUCCUCUUCUUUCACUGCAACUUCCUGAGUUUUCUGGGCUUCCUGUUAAGCUCUUUUCAACGCAGCACAAUCACACCCAACUGUUCUUUCCCCUCCCUCCUGAGUGAGCACUUCCACAACUUGUCGUCAGCUUGACCCACAAAGGAUAUUGAAAGCUGAACAAUUAGCACUUGCUCUUGAAGGAAUAUACUUGCUCCAUGCAGAUAGACAUUUAUUCAGUGUUGCUGUGUUAUAUCUUUGGAGCACAAGGAUCCUAUUUGUGUGUGCAUGUGUGUUUUGCAUCAGUUCAGUUUUAAAGCCUAUGAUUGGGGAAACAAAGUUUCUGCUACCAGUUUACUGUUCAAGAUAGCUAGUGCUGUACAAAUAUGAUACUAUUAUCUUUCCUCUUUCCCUGCAGGCUGACAUUUGGUCAUUGGGAAUCACAGCUAUUGAACUGGCCAAAGGAGAGCCUCCGAACUCAGACAUGCAUCCAAUGAGAGUUCUCUUUCUCAUUCCCAAAAACAACCCUCCAACCCUAAUAGGGGACUUCAGCAAACCCUUUAAAGAAUUUAUUGAUGCAUGUCUGAAUAAGGACCCGACAUUUGUAAGUGUUAACAUUUCACUUCUUCAACAUUAGGAAACUUUGGUGCUUGCAGUAUUGUUUGUUAUGCAAAAGAAAAGGCAGAGAAAAGUGCUGCAGGCUUUUUUUAAAAAAAUGUUGUUUAAACUUUUCAGCAUACAGUACAAUGAAAAACUAAUCUAAAUAAAAAUAAAAAAACAACAACUAAGGAAAAGGGGAGAGGUAACAAAGCCCUCUAUCUGAGGUUGAUCUUAACCCUUGUCUCACACAAAAGGGGGGGGGGGUGGGCCCUCUCAGCUCUCACCUGGGAGCUUUCUUUUCUUCUCCCAGAUUCCUACCCUGGGAGAUCUUACCUUGCCUUGCUUGCCUCUCAUACAGGGUCUUUCACUUUCCAUCCAUCACCUCCCUAUGUGUACCCUCACUAACCUAGAGUAAAGGUAAAGGACCGCUGACAGUUAAGUCCAAUCGCAAAUGACUCUGGGGUUGCGGCACUCAUCUUGCUUUACUGGCCGUGGGAGCCAACGUUUGUCCACAGACCGUUUUUGUGGGUCAUGUGGCCAGCAUGACUAAGCUGCUUCUCGCAAAACCAGAGCAGUGCAUGGAAACUCUGUUUGCCUUCCCGCCACAGUGGUACCUAUUUAUCUGCUUGCACUGUGUGCUUUCGAACUGCUAGGUUGGUAGGAGCUGGGACCAAGCAACAGGAGCUCACCCUGUCACGGGGAUUCGAACCGCCGACCUUCUGAUCGGCAGGCCCUAGGCUCAGUGGCUUAGACCACAGCGCCACCCGCAUCCCCUAACCUAGAGUAGAGGACAUCAAAAACCAAAACAUAGCACAACAUAAGCAAGAGUAAAAUAGAUAGAAGAAGGAAGAAAAAGAGAAAACACUGGAAAUAAAUAUAAAAAAAUAGAGAGAAAUAAAUAAAGAGGACUUCAGAUUCUUCGUCUGUCAAUUAUGUAUAUAAAAAGAGUUCAAAAUUUUCAAAGUGUUCAGGAUGGUAUCCAGCUGUAUUCCAGGGUAAUACCCAGCUGUUCUUCAACCUGCUUAUUGACGUUUUCCCAAUCUUCAACCCCAGGCAUCUCAAGUUUAUUCAUUUUCCUUUUCAUGCAAAAAGUCCAAAAGUGGCUCUACGGUUAUUAUCACUAAAUGUCAAGAAUAGUCUUCCUCCAGUCUGGCAUGACAGCUUUUAUCUCCAAGAAAUUCCAAUAUCUAUUAUUAGAAUAAUAACCCAUAGUUAUUUAUUUAAUGUAUAUUCAUUAAUAUACAGCCAGUUCCAUAUUCAUCCAGUUCCAGAUCUUCUGAUCCCAUUUCCUGUUGGCCAUGAUUUCCUGUCCUAAAUUAGGAAAAGAAAAAAAAAGUUCCUUCCAUUUCUGUUUCUUCCAUUCUUUUUUAAGAAGAAUCACCAGAGGCUUAAUGGCUUUUUCCUCUGAAUUCACUCCAACUUGUACACAGGAUCCUUUCUCUUUCGGCUCCAUCUUUGCCAUCUCAAGAUGUUUCUUGAUAUUGCUUAUCAAUGGUUUCAUUCCACUUCUCCAGCAUCACAACUCCAUUGUUUGUCUGUUUCAGUCCUUCAGACACCUAUGUGGAAGUUCUUUCAUUUCAUCAUCUGCUGCUUCCCACUUUACCAUUCCACUCUCACGUUCAGGCAGAUCUUUAUCAGUAUCCCCCUCUCCCCUAAGGUCCUGUGUAUUCUUUGGUCUGAUCGUUCUCUCCUUUUUCGUUCAAGAUUUUAUGCAUCUCAGUUCUAAGGUCUUUCAGUUGCUCAUCCAAUAAUUGCUGCAUGAUACAACAGUCAUUGCAGGGGUUCAACAGUCUCUUUGCCACAUUUGGUUCAGUUAGUCUUCAUGUUAAGUCUCUGCCUUGAAAACUUGUGUCUGUCUCUUUAAGAAGUGCAUUCCUUUCGCACUCACAGGAAUGUAGUUUCACUUCUGAAGCCAGCACUUCACAAAAAGGACUGAGAGUAAAAAGUAAUAUAAAUUGAAGAUGCUUAACAAGCAGAGCAUUCUGAUCCGUUUAUAAUCUUUCUUAAUCACAAAUAAUUAAGAUACUUUUUGUUUUGUUUUCAGCAUGUUAGCUAAUGCCUCUUAUCUCACACUCAGUUCAUGUUCUUGGUGAAAAUUAAUUGGCAGACAGAUCACUUCAGUCAUAAUUGAUCCCAAUCUUAAAAGUAAUUAAAAGAAGGGAGGUUUAGCUGACCUGUUGUCCUAAGGGCUAACAUUCAGGGCUAUUAUGUGGUGUCUGGACACAAUAGCAGUUCCUCACUCAAAGAUGUAUCCUGCAUCCAAAAACUUUUCUGGUCUCUGGUGUGAAGAACACCUUUCUUCAGAGCAUUUGAGGUUAAUCCCUUGAUCUCCCUGUAUUCAAAGAGAGAGUGUAAUAAUGAAGAUUUACAUCUUGGCUAUUGUUAAUCGCUGCAUAAUUAUCUCUGUUGAGGGACUGUCAGCAAUUGAGGACUAGCCAGCCAUCUUCCCUCCUGGAAGUCUCCAGAUUUCUCAAACUUUUUAAGGUCGGCAUUAAUCUACUUGAGGAGGCAGCGUACAGAGUAUGCACAAAACACAAUAGAAUAGAGAAAAUCCAUGCAUCAGAUCAGCUGGGUGUUUUUUGGGGGGUGGAGCUGCAGGGGCAAAUUGGAUGCUUGUUGGAUGCUCUGUUCAGUUAAGGAAUGAAAACCCUGGAAGGGAACAGAAGGUCAUCCAAGCUUAAACCCUUCCAGUCUGCACAUCAGUUUCCUUCAGAGGAAUCUAUUCCCAAAAGACUUCUGUAAUAAAGGCACCACAGUGGUUUGUGUUAUAAUCCUGUUUCCUGCUCUGGCUUUAAUGCAUACAGUUGCUGCAGAGAACUUGAGCGUUCUCAUUGGUCUAAUGCUUGUUGGCAUAAAAGUAAGGAAAAGUUUUGGAUUACUCGGAGCUCUUGGAGAGGCAGAGUGGAAAGAAACCUAAUUUUCAGACAUAAAGAGAAUGGAGUUGUUUGGACAAAUAGUGCACUGCCAUCCAAUUACAAAAUGCUUGGUAGUAGAUGUAAUCUGAUCUAAUGAGCCAACUUGCACUAUAGCUAUUGUAAUUUUUAAUUUAUUUUCGCAAAUAUCUGCAUCUUGCCCUUCCACUAGAAUCAUAGAAUCAUAGAGUUGGAAGAGACCACAAGGGCCAUCGAGUCCAACCCCCUGCCAAGCAGGAAACACCAUCAGAGCACUCCAGACAUAUGGUUGUCAAGCCUCUGCUUAAAGACCUCCAAAGAAGGAGACUCCACUACAUUUGCAAUGUUCAGCAGCUUACAAAAGUUGGGGGGAAAACACUAAAAUCUAACAGAUUGAUGAACAUGGGAAGCCAGACCAUUGCUCUAUCUUGUCAGUACUGGUUGGUAGCGGCUCUCCAGGGUUUCAGGCAGGGAAUCUUUCCCAUCUCUACCUGGAGAUGCCAGGGAUCAAAUUUGAGAUCUUCUGCAUGCUAGCAGAUCCACUGUCACAGAGCUACUGUCUGUCCCCUGAGAUUAAACCAAUCUAAAUAAUAAGUAUGGCAACCACAAAGGAAUCCUUAGCACAGCAGAUCAAUCGCUAUAGGGAAGGCCCCUUCCCAUGUUCCAAUCAGUCACGCCUCAGUCACAGUUGAGACCCAAAGAAAAUCCUCAGCAGUGUAUCUUAAGGAGCGGGCAGGCUGGUAAGGGAGGCCUUUAUAGAUAAUUGUCAACAUUUUGCAUUCUGCUUGCAAACAAUUUACCACUUCAUGUCUUUUACAGCGUCCCACAGCGAAAGAACUUCUAAAGCACAAAUUCAUUCUGAAAAAUGCCAAGAAGACUUCAUAUCUGACGGAGCUUAUUGAUAGAUUUAAGAGGUGGAAAGCAGAAGGACAUAGUAGCGAUGAAACAGAUUCUGAUGGUUCUGAUUCGUAAGUCUGGAUUUUUGAUUAUUUGCCAGGAAUUGGGGAGUGGGCAGGGGAGCUGUCCCAGUGGCAGGAGUUGAGGGGGUAGAGUUCAGCUCCUGUAUUAUCAUUAUUUUUAUACUGCUUUCUGUUUUUAAGAAAAAAUAUCAAAACAUCAAAUAAAACAAUCCAGAACAAAACAUUACUGAAUAAAGUUAAAUAUGAAGUAUACAUUCAAAGCAACAUAAUUAACAGGAAACUAAAAUGUUAUCUUAAAGAUCUCAAAUUAAAACAUUACAAAGGGGGUAAACUACAGAAUGCACAAUUAAUGCAGCAAAGUUAACCAAAACAAUCUUAAACAUUUCAAAAGAAAAUAUUACUUAGGGAAGUCAAAUAUAAAAUGCACAUUUAAAUAGCAUAAUUAACAAGAUAAAAUAUUAUCAUAUCUGCUGCUGUUGCUGCUAGUCCUGUCAAUGGUGGUUCAUGGUGGGCAGCAGCUGUGGAAGAUCAGGCUCAAUUACCUAGGUCUUCACCUAGAAACAACCAAGGUGGCCUCUUCAGCAACCUCAGCUUUUGUAGCCGGAGUCAGUCAGGGCCCCGCCUUCCCAGGCCAGGUGGAAGAAAGGGCUGCAAGGCAGGGAGCUGGUCUUCCAGGACUCACCGCCAAGAUGGUCUGCUGUUGGAACUACCACUUCAGACUACUAUUCCAGGGGUCUACAAUAUUUGGCUAAACUUGCUAGCCAAACUAACAUUUAUGUUCACCAGGUUCCUCCCCUCAGCUAGUUUAAUAGAGGCAUAUUUCUCCAGCCAACAGCAAAGGAAGUGCACGUAUGCACACAAACACUUUUCCAGUGAGAAAAAGACAAGUAGACUCAAGGUUUCAGUUAGUGCUCUGCAGAGAAGCCCUUGUGCCGAGGAAUGGCUGGAGAGCCAACCCUGCCCACAUGCACACCUGAGAAGCAGAGAGAAGGCAAGUUUCAGUGGUAUGCCUUUGGCUCUUUUGCCAAGCAGCAUCCCCUUACCCCCAUGAAACAGACAGAGGAAGCAUGCGUGGCUUGGAGCAGCAGCAAGCAUGCAGUCCUUGGUGAACACUCUUUUGCAUCAUGUUAUUCAGCUACUGCUUGGCAAACAAGGUCUGAACCUCACAACCAAGCAGUGGUUGAACACACUCCUCCCUCCCCUCCAUCUGUCUUGUGGGAAGUUGAGACAGGGAGCAUGGCACAUGGCAUAAGGACACUGAACCUCUCUGCUGAGUAACAACUGGUGCAGCUCCUCCUAUCUCCUUUUCCUGGAGGGAAGAGAGGAAAGAUGAAAUGACAGCUUUAGCCACAGCUUGGCAGUAAGACUCCAAAGAAGCGGUGGGAAAUAAACCUCUGCCACCCUUUCUGGCUUCAAAGUAGGAAAAGUCAGAGGGCUCACUAGCUUGGUCUUCAAGGUUGAGGCACUCCAGGCAUGUCGGCCAUACAGCUGCAUCAAUACCCCUGCCCACCUCUGCAACUUGGAAGUUGGAAGGAGAGCCAUGCUGCAUGGAUAGUUGUUAAAGCCAGGCACAAACAAGUGGCCGUCUUGGAAGCAUCCGUUUGCAACCUUCUGAAUUCUUCUGCCUCUAUCCUCAGAAAGUCAGGAGACCCUUUCCAGCAGCACCUAACCCAGGGGUCAGCAAAAGUUUUCUGCAGGGGGCCGGUCCACUGUCCCUCAGACCUUGUGGGGGGCUGGACUAUUUUUGGGGGGGGGGGGAAUACACCCCCACGACUCUCCCCUCCCUUCUCCACAGCACCAGAUGAGCCCUGGUGGCUGCUUACCUGUGCUUUGCAAGUGGCAGGGGCUGGCGGCAGCGGCGGGAUGAGUGGCGUGAAAGGGCUGGCUCUGGAGAGGGGCUGCUCUGCUUUAAACAGCGCUCAGCACCUAGCUCCUGUGCCUUGCGAGCGGCAGGGGUUGGCGGCAGUGGCGAAGGAACUAUGAGUGGCUCGAAAGGGCUGGCUCCAGAGAGGGGCUGCUUAAAAUGGCCCUCAGCUAACCACGGCUCAACAAAGCCCAGCCCCCUUCCUCCUCUAGGCAGGGUGGGGAGAAGCCAGGAGGAGGUAGGGAGGAAGCGCUGUCAUGGUGUGUGGGGGGGGGGGGAAUGGUGCAGCCCAAACGAUCAGAAUCCCUACGCCGAUCCACGUGGCAAUUCCCGGACCAUCCGCAGGCUGGAUCUAGAAGACAAUUGGGCCGGGACCGGUCCCCGGGCCUUAGUUUGUUGACCCAUGACCUAACCAGUUGCAAGUGAUUUAUUUUUACUUUGGUCAAAAGCUACUUUGUGAACAGCAAAUGAUAACAGCAGACAUACACACACAGUAGAUCCUCUUACUUCAUUUUUAAUUGCCAUUUGUUUUCAUAAAUGAAGUAAAUUUAAAUUGAGAGGCCAUGAUCUCAUUCAGGGCCACUCUCUGAAUUUCAGGACUGAGCCUCUGUCCACUGUAGCACAAUGAGUGUGGUGUCUCUUUGUCACAUUGUAUGGAUGUUUCCCCUUCAUUUAUGCUCUCUUCCUUUUCCUGAAACACUUUCAGGUUACUGCAGAAUUAUGUCACCUGUAGGGAGCCUGGAAACUAUGCUUCUCCCAGAUGGGACAUUCCUAAGAAUAUCAUAUGCCCCAGGGGUGUGCUUCGUAUGCACUAUAGACUGAACUUUUAGUGCUAGAACUCCAGUCCUCUGGAAUUAGUUACCAGCACCUAACACUUUGACAUUUGGUGGCUGUUGAAGUCAUUUUUGUUAAGAAGGCUUUCUGUGAAGUGUAUACAGUCAGGCUUAUGGGGUGUUGAUACAGUUGUAAAAAUGGUUCUACUGUUUGAUAUCUUUCUGUAGCUAACUUUUAUUUAAUGGAAUAAUACUUCAGUAACUUUUGGUUGUGAAGCAAUUUGUAAAUUUAUAAAUAAAAAGGCAUCAAUUUGAGGGGUUUAUGCCUGCAAAAAAGGUAGACACUCCCCCACAAUUUGGUGCGACCCACCAUUAAAAAAGUUUGUGGGCUGUAUUUUUUUUUAUAUAUAUAAAUGAUAUUUAUUACUUUUUUAACAACACUUCAAACAAAAAAAAAGAAAAAACAAAGCAAAUACAAUACAAAAACGUUACAUGGACUAACAAAACAAACAAAAACAAUUUAAAAACACCUCAAACAUUUUCAAUAUCUUAUAUUUCAUUCACUUAUUUCCAGCGACCUCCUCCCACCUCCCUUUUUGUAUUCCACUUCUAUUAUUUGUUUCAGCAAUUCCUUUCCAUCUUACUCUGUUUUCUAUUCUAUAAUUAUCUUAACACAUUCUUGCCAUACUUUUCCUUUAAUUUUCUAUUAAUCUAUUUAUACCUAAUUCCUUAUGACAUUUCUGCUAAAGCCAUAUAAUUUCAUUCCAACAUUUUUCUAACAUUCCUUAACUUUACAGUAUUUCCAUAAAUAGUCUUUAAACUUUUUCCAAUCUUCUUCCACCGACUCUUCACCCUGGUCUCGGAUCUUGCCAGUCAUUUCCGCCAAUUCCAUAUAGUCCAUCAACUUCAUCUGCCAUUGUCCAACACUUCAGUGUUUUCAAAAAGCAACCAUUCUCUCAACCAGCAAAAAGGAUGGUUCACAGCAAAAUUUAAAGGUCUGGCAGGGCAGGUCCACCUCCUUCUUUGGCAUCCAUCAAUAUGUAUUUUUUAAAUAAAUAAGGCACAAAUCUGUUGAGGUAAGUUGAGCUGCAGAAUAAAUCCUGGGUGGGGGGGGGGGGCGAGGCAUUCCUGCCUCUACUAUACUUCUGCUAAGACUGAAAAGUGUCUUUCAUAGACCUUGCAGAUCUUAGGUGCAGCCAUUGUACUCAAUGUCACUUUUGUCACAGAUCUGAUUGGGCUGUGUUUUCUUUUGGUUGUAUCUGCCUCUCUCCACAUCCACAAAAGAAGACCAAAAAUGCUGCUCUAAACUGGUUAAUUUCUUUUGUUAUUGGCUCCAAGUCAAAAAGAACCUGGAUGGGGCUUCUGAUUGUCCUUUUUUACAGUACAUCACCAUCAUCAUCAUCAAUUUUAUUUGUAUAUUGUCCUCCCCAGCCAUAACCGGGCUCAGGGCGGCCAACAUCAAAAUAUAAAUACUUAAAAUGUAAAAUUCAGCAAUCGACUGAAAUACAUAAUAUAAAAUGGACUGGGGGUGGAGGAAGAGCAAGGUUUGGAUUCUAGUAUUUCUUAGAGUUUUGUCCAGAGUCCAGAGUUUAUUGGCGUCUACUUUGGAAGCAAACCUACAGCAUUUUGGCCUCCUCAUUUGGCACGAUUUUAUAUUUAAGGGUUUCAACUAUGGCAGACCUCUGGUAUGGUAGCACAGUUCUUUAAAAGCUUCGUCAUUUUCUUCCCUUCCCCAUUAGGGAGUCUAGCAACAAGGAGAACAAUUCCCACCCAGAAUGGAGUUUUACUACAGUUCGGAAGAAGCCAGAGGCCAAGAAACUGCAGAACGGAACAGUACGUCCAGCCAGAAUUUCUUUCUAUUCUUUAAGCUCCUUGGAAGCUGCCACAGGCAGAGAGCUGACCCUUGGUGUUUGUAAAGCAGUCAGAAAUGUCCCCACCCCUCUGUAGACACACAGCAUUGCUCCCUGGCAAUACUGACUACAUUUCAGGUGGUCAAAUUCAUCUCUGCAGUUGCGAGGAUCAGAAUGAUGGUUAUAGUGGUGGUGAUGCUUACAACUUUUAUUAAUGAAGACUAGGAUUAUCAGGACUGCAAUAAAAAAGUGAACUGUGGUGUAAAAUUAUCUAACACUUCUGUAAAUUGUGUUUAACCUACCGUAUGUCCACCACUUUAUUUAUUGGGAGGGCACACCGUAGUUUGGAGCCAAUGGAGCUUUUCUCAGUAGAUUGUCAAGUAAGAGUCUGUAGAGCAUCUAAAGUGUUUCCUGUGAUCCGCACCCUCCCUCCAGUUGCAAAAAUCAUUGUGAUGAGAAUAAAUUUGAUUAUUUCAGUCCAUAUAAGUUGUUGUUUUCUUCAUUUUGGGGGGCCACCUCCAGGACUGACCUUUGGAAAAACAGCCAUAAGCUGUACCAAAGUUUGCACCUGCGAGAAAAGUUGCUUCUGCAGAUCUCCCUGUGGACUAUAUCUCUUAUCAGCCCAGUUUAUGCCAGCAUUUCUCCACACAUCUGUAGGCACAUAUGUGAACAUGAGGAGCCCCUCAUGUAGUCUUGUCCAUUUUUAACUGGUCCUUGGUCUCCUACUUAUUUCAGUUAUUUGUCAGCAAGUGUUUGAUUAAUGUAUCUCCUAACUUUCCAGGACCAAGAUCUCAUGAAAACCCUGAGCUGUUUAACAAUGAUAAUCACUCCUGUCUUUGCUGAGGUAAGUUUUCAGUUUGAGGCACAUCCAAAGCAUGUACAGUAAAGGUUGCAAAAUUUUGACCAUUUUUGUCUGCCUCUCAGCUUAAGCAGCAAGACACCAAUAAUGCAAGCAGGAAGAAAGCAAUUGAAGAACUUGAAAAAAGCAUCAAUAUGGCAGAAGCAACAUGUCCAGGAAUCACUGAUAAGAUGGUGAAGAAACUUAUGGAGAAGUUUCAGAAGUAAGCAUAUGGGUUUCAUUUCUUAACCUGUGUUCUUCUUUAGGGUCUGUCUGCAUUGCCUGUAACCUCAUUUCCUGCUUUCUGUGUGAGUGUAGGAAAGGUAGUGGAAAAAGCACUGUUAGCAACCUUAGGAGGUGGAACUGGAUUGAAAGAGUCUGGGAGGAUUAAUGUGAGGAUGGUGAGGAAAACGAACAGUGUACAUGGAUUGGUAGUCUGUAAAAUAAAUAAAUUAUUAACUACUUAGCUGGGAUAUAACUGAGCACUUUCUUCUUGUGUUUGUCUCCUUAGGUUUUCAGUUAAUGACUCCUCCUAAGAAACUUUCUAUCAGUGAUGCUGUUCCAUAUGGACCCAGUAAUAGCCCACCAAAACCUACUAUAAGCUUGGCAAUGCUUUGUUCAUGAGCUCCUUGUGCCUUUUGGAUCAUUGCAACAUAUAUAAUGAUCGCAGAUUUGACAGGACUUAAUUCCACUAUUUUGUGAUGGGUAUACAUGCUUUUUUGUAUUUCCAGGACAUUCUUUUUUGUAAAGAGCAACUUUUAAUAUUGUAGUUUUCACUUAUUUAAUCCAGUUUAAAACAAAAAACAAAAACGGUGAGGUGCAGCUUUGCUUCAAGAUAUAACCAGUGGAAUGCCAAUCUCCACACGCAGGAUCUGGGUUGACCAGAGAUCAAUGGAAUGCACUUGAGUUCAUAGGAAGUGCACAUGCUGUGUUUCAACAACAUUUCGUUACUCUCCAGAGACGAGUCUUGUUUCUUUUUAUGUCCACAUAAGAUACAGUUCUUCUGAGUCACUAAAACUAGACUUCAAAACAGCUUUUUACAGGAAAAUAUACGAGAGCACCUUAACCUAUAGGAUGUGGCUAUAGCACUUGCUCAAACACCAUAGUAGUCUUUAUUUAGGCCCCUGUAAAUGUAAUACCUACAACAACAUAGGAGCUAACUCCUAGGGGCCGAGGUCCCUUCGGCGCCCCUGAUAAAAUAUUUGAGCAGGCCAGGCCCCCCAAAGUUGGUUGGCAAUGCCAUUCAUAUGGAGGGGUGUCACCAUGUCAUGUGACCAAUGAUGGGGGGCACGGCUUUCCUGGAGCACCCUCCCCCCAAUAUUUUACCCAAGUUGGCAUCACCAAGCAACACUAUUCUUUUGAAAAAUGGGUACAGUGUUUUAGGCAGCUCUGUAAUCACCUACAUUUUGAGAGCAAUAUGUCAUUAGCUUUGCAAGUUAACAUGUAGUGACUGAUAUAGCUUAGUGUACAGUUUGUACGUAUUACCCUUCAGGGCAGGAUUUCAAAUAGUCAUUCAUCAUGGUAAAGAAAAUUUUAAAGCAAUACAGAUGAAGGGCAGGGGGCUUUCUGCAAUAAUGGGCACACAUAGAAAUCUGGCUUAAUUUAAUCAUUUCUUCAUUCUUUAGUAAGAUUCGGGAGGGGGAAGUAGCUCAUUCUUUGUUUUGGGCAGGGGACCUAUGGGAAUACCGUGGCAUGCGAUGAAAUACCUCACCAGAAGGUAUAAGUGUGUGACACCAGCGUUUUGUGUGGUGGUGUUCUAUCCUGUAAGAUAUUUAUACACUUACGUUCUUAAAGACAUUUACAUGCAGUGCAUUACCAUGUUUAAUUCCUCUUCCCCACCCCUAUGUAUUUUAAAUACGUAUUUACCAGUUAAUAUGCAAAUAACUGAGUUAUAGAUAUUCUUUCACAAAAAGAUAGUACUGUUCAGUACAGAGUGAUUUUUUUUUCAUAAAAGGUAGCUAAAAUUAUAAACUUGUUUUCAAUUAUAUAUUUAUGGUACUGUUUAGAUUGGGUAAUAUCUCCCCCCCCCUUUCAACCCAGUUUGUAUAUUAUGCUGAAGUUUGAAGUGGGGUUGUAUUUCAGUCCUUAGCUGUGGAACUGUUGGUGUAAAUUUAUUUUUGAUAAAAAGUCUGGAUGUGUUUAAUUUUAUGGUUUGGAUCUGCACAUUUUUUGUUUUUGCACAAAAGUCAUUUAAAGGAUUUGAAAUAUAUCUGCCAAAUAUUGAAAAGCGUUAAAGGAAUGCAAGCAAAUACUGAUUUUCCCCCCUUAGUUUAAAAGUUGCCAUUACAUCGUUUAAAAAAAAGAAAUAAAUAAAGAUAUAAAGACACUGGCGACAGAUGGUGGUUUAGAAAUGCCAAGGGCAAUUAUUUUCAAUGGUGCCUACACUGUAAAAUAUAUAUAUAUACUUUAACUCAUUUGUUUUAAUUUUAAAGAAAUGUUUGUUUAAAAAAAAAGCUUUCAUCGCUAUAUAACUGAAACACAAUUAAAAUUUAUAUCUGAGGGGGGGAAAGUCUGGGCAUAGUUUUUGAAAACAAUAAUGUUAUGGAUUAAAUAAAAAUAUUUUUAUAAAUGUAAAAGCAGCAAAUGUUGUAAAUAUACAGUUGAUCUGAAGCUUCACAAAAUAACUGCAUCACUGAAACAGAACUCUAGUGCUCUUCUCUGUAGCUAUUAGGCCUGUAAAUCUGUUUAUAGAUGAAGCUCCUUUCAGUGUUUUUUGGGGGCUGGGGGGAGGGCAGGCAAGGGGGCAGCAGAAGGUUGAAUGGUUUAAAGAAAUAAAUAUUUAAGUUCUGU
Messenger RNA from Podarcis lilfordi (Lilford's wall lizard), 44444 nucleotides. NCBI's taxonomy places the organism in Eukaryota, Metazoa, Chordata, Lepidosauria, Squamata, Lacertidae. The record is from the annotation of a GenBank genome assembly.